UUGGGUGCUUCUCUUCUUCACCAUCUCUGCUGCUGCAGCAAUAAUAGAUGGAGCUGCACAGAUGGAGCUGCAGAGCCUCGCUGAGUGCAUGCAAAAGCCCAAAGUUCCCAUGCAUUAGCGCGCACCCGUGCAGCCGCUGCCUCUCCCGGGUGUCGGGUCGCCGGUAGCUUCGGCUUCUCUGCAGGGCUGCAGGGCUGCGCAGCUCCUGACUGACAGAGAGAUGAGGGGUGGGGACGCAGGGUGGGGUCACAAGCAGGGAGAGGCGGAGGAGGAAAAGGCAGAGAGAGAGAGCCCAGCCCUUGAAUACACGGCAACAACACGCCGUCAGAGAGAGGGAGAGACUCAGAGAGACUGGCUGUUUUUUGGGGGGAGCACAGGGAGGCUUCGACGCUGCGGACAUGAACUGAACAGAAACACUGGAAGAGGCAGGGAUCGUGAAGCAAUAUCCCGAAAUCUGACUGUCAAGGUGGAAAUCUAGCCCCCCCUAACCCUCCUCUCUCCCUCACAGUUCUUAUUCAGAUAGAGCUACACCCAAAGCCCCGGCCGACCCCCUCCUGCUCCUGCUGCUCCACCCCUCCGUUCGCUGCACCGCUCCGGCAACCGAGAUGCACACGGAGACCCGUAACAAGAAAGUAAGUGCACCUUAUUGACUUUGCCCAGGUCAAUGGAGAGAGAAACAUCUGUGUGUGAUGAUCAGGAUCACUGACACUGUCAUGCGCCAAAGAAAGACGGACUGUCAGUGAGGAGAAAGGUCCACAACAGACAACUGAGGCAGGAGGGCAGGCGGUUUAUUUUGCAAUUACUGGACGAGUUUUGUAACAACGACCUUAAUGCAUUGCAAAAAAAACAUCAUGCUGAAGCCACCGUCUUGUCCAUGUUUCCUACACAAACAUCUGUGUCUCCUCUCUCUCUCUCUCUCUCUCUUUCUCUUUCUCUCUGUGUCUCUGUGUGUGAGGUUAGCUCAGGUCCAAUUUGAAAUGCUCUGUGAUCUCAGGGAGGCAGGAAGGAAACGGAAGGCAGAAACUGCAGCUUGUAGGACACCAUCUUAGCUUUUAAAGGGCCAGCAGCCUCUCCUGAAACACAAACACAGCCCUGGGAAGCAGCCAGGUGCACUGCCUCCAGAUAGAGCUGCUGCUGCUGCUGAAGAAGAAGGAGAAGGCUUGUGCCUUUAAAUGGGUCCUGCCUCAUCAGAGUGUGUUUUUAUGUCAGUUUGGUUGGCAGGAUAUUCAAAACCAGUCCAUGAGAUCAGACUGGAACAGAAAGAGGGGGGGGUCCUGUUUGAAGGUUUGCGUGAAAGAUGACCGGAUCAGGACAUUUUAGUAAAGAACUCCCAAGUUUCACAGAGAGUGAAUCUUUGUCCUCCGCAUGUGUGUGACAGCCCCCCAAAAACUAUUGAUGUGUCUCAGGUUUGAACUUGAGGGGUCAGCUUAAUUGAUUUUAGUCACGUCCCGUAAAACAACAAGGACCCUUGGCUUUGUUUUUACUCAUCUUUGCAGCUGUUUUUAUUUCCUAUAACCUGGUUUUGAGCGGGUGCUAACCAGAGUUCUUCUUUUUGGAUGAAACUUCUGAACGUCUCCAUGAAUUUUUAAAUUCUAUUAACUUUGUAAGAACUUUAAAAUGAAUUUCUCACAUCUUCAACCAGUUUAUAAAUAUAAGUUUUUGUUGUCAGGUGGUUUGUCUAUGAGAAAGUACAAGGGCUAACGUUAGUUCGAUAUUUAAGGCUACGUUCAUACUGCAGGUUCUGAUGCACAAUUCAGAUUUUCUUUUAAAUCUUUUUGUGCGGUCGUUCACAUUACAACAACGAAUGCGACAUCUAAUGUGAACGGAAUGCAUCCGUGAAGUGACCCACAUGCGCACUAAUUGCUUUCUGGCGACGUUUGUGGCAUAUUGAUGACGUAUAGAUCGGAUGAACGCGACCUGAGCGUCUACACUGCAGUCACAUCGGAUACAUAUCUGAUUUAUAUCCACAUACAAAAGAGGCCUGGGUUGGAAUAGAACAAAUGUGUCAUAUUUAGUUAAAAAAUCGGAAUUGACCUGCAGUCUGAACAUAGCAUAAGUUGACCCACCGUACACAGUACAGUUUGUUUGCCGCUUCAAUGUUCCCAGAAGACAGAAGUCAUUUAUUGUUUCACUUUUCUGAUUCUGGCUGGUUAGAGGAAGACCGGCGAAAUGCUUCAAAGAUGGACACUCAGCUAUUUCUCCUCCAUGAAUCCUGAGGUGUUUCAUCAUGUUGGUCGUUCUUCCUCCUUUACAUGAUGUAACUGUGUUGAUAAUGUUGCUCUGAGUUAAGAGUUCAUUCUUCCCGCUAAAGUUAGACAAACUUUUGACCACCACUGCUGUGGGUUGCACUGCACUCUCUCUCUCUGUGUGGCCUCGUCCUCGUUGGUGUUUGGCGGCGUCUUCUUCGUUGGUGUUAAGCGGCGUCUUUCUCAUUGGUGUUCGGCGGCUAUUUCUUCCGAUCUGCAGACUCUGGCAUCGAAACUUUGAAUCAAGUUUUAAAAUUUGUUCUGGGAGAUCGGAAUGUUAGUCCUGAUCUCCAUCAUUGAUCGAGACUCCAUACCCGACCCUAAUUAUCAUCAGGUGUUUCUUCAUGUCCAUAUUGAUGCUUUUUGGUGAUAUACAAAAACAGACAAGGCCAUCAUUGACAAGACUGACGAUUUAAUACUACAAUUAGGGCUGGGCGAUAUGGUAAGUCGAUAUAUAUCAUGAUAUAAGAAAUGAAAUUUAACAGUGUUUAUUGGUGUCGGCUCCACCUGUUAAAGUGCUAUGGUUGGGUGUAGCUGCUGUCUGCUACGUCGCAGUUGUUUGAUACUUGGUUCUAGUUCAGUACAUGAUUGGUUCAGAGUGAAGCGGACCUGGAGCAACUCCCCUUUUCAUUGGCUAUUCUUAUCAUCUACUAAAACAUGUCAGAGUGCCGACUAUCGGAAAAGAUAUUGACCAUGUUUUAUAUCGAUAUCGGGGGGGAAAUAUUUAUAUUGUUAUCGUUUUAUCACCCAGCCCUAACUACAAUAACAAUAACGAUGUGUCAGAGGGUAGUAGUCAGCAGUGACGAAGCAGCCCUGUUUUUCCAUAUUCACAGAACUUAUUCACAGUUGAUCAAACAUUUGUCUAUCAGGAGUCAGCAGGAUGAGAUUGUUUGUUAGGUGCAGCUAGAGGACGAUACAAGCUAAGACUGCUAUUACCUGUCGAUCACAAAUUAAACGCCGGUACCACAUGAUCCAGUGAACAUUAAAAUGAUUUUCUCAAACACUUUUCCUUGUCGGCUUGAGUCUCCCUCUGCUGGCCGUCAGAAUGACUGCAGGCACUUUUGCAUUGCAAAAUCCAACCAAUCCAACUCUGAGGUUGCAGGCCCCCCUCCUUAUAUCCUAGUCCUUGACUCAGGUGGUUGGGGGCUCAAGUAGGCGUUGCAGGUGUUGCAGGUGUUAAGAAUGCAGCUUUUCACAGGAUCACUCCUUCUCCUGCUCUUCUAAAUGCCUCUUAUUUCCCCCUGAGCGCUGCCAGAGCCGCCUCAGCUCCAGGUGGAGGUGGAUUAGCAGAGUUAGGGAGUUGGCUGCUCGCUGUCGAAUCUGUAUUUGGUUCAAAGUUUGUCGGCCUGAGGGAAAAACAUGGGAAUGCUUUAGUCAAUGACGAAGUGAAACUAUUGUAUGAGCCUAUAGCCAUGUGACUGUGGAGGGCCUGCACUGUAUUCAACCAGAGCAGCCGCAGUGAGUGGUUUUCAGCCUGUAAUAGAAUAUGAAAAGUGUUGUCAUGACUUCUGUUUGCAUUUAUGAUUAGCCUCUAUGACUCUAUUAGAUACAACAGGGGUAUUUAUGACGUGUGCGGCGCGCUCACUAACACAGUCAGCGCACAUGAACAUCAGCAUCUGAGUCACAAGCGCUUCGUUUGCCAAAUACAGUAAAUCUGCAGGAAUUCGCAGCCGGAAUUUCACUGCAACAGAAAACUCUGAAUCUGCAGUUAUUUUCUAACACAGUAACUGUGAGUGUUACAGUUACAUGAUAUUCACGCAGUCAUCUGAGGUUAAAAGACCUUUAAAAGCCAAAUUUAAGGCAGUGGGAUGAGGGGGAAAUUCAGCAUUUCUCACUCGUAACCGUCAGGAGGGAGAAUUAUUUAUUGCCCCUCAACUUUAAAUGACCCUGCAGUUCAGAGCUGUUGUCAAAUGUGUAAAAUCGGGUAAAGUGCUGCUGUGUUUGGAGAGCAGUUCAGCCCCAGAUGCUGUUUAUAUGCUGUGAGAUUAUUUCUACGCUUUUUUUAAGGAGCUUGGGCGCAUGAGUUGGGAUCGCAGAGGUCUUCUAUCGGAGCGUUACGUCAGCGCUGAUGUUGAACCAUUUAACAAAAAAGCUGUUUAUUUGUCAGUGGUAAACCAACGAACACUCAGUCCAUUAAAUGAGGGUCAUCCUUGUGAGUACGUACAAGAAUUACUAGUUAAUAAAAGACAAAAUAUUAAUAUUUUGUUAUCGUAGGCCUGAAACGGCAGCAGUUUCUCAUCUAAGCCGAAGCACAGCUGCCUUUCACUUUCUGGAGCUCCUACCAGAAUAUUAUGACCCUCAGGUGACAGGUGGGGUCUGGUUUUGUGUCUCACUUCUGUCAGUAUUUUGAGCUGGAGAUUAAAGAUUAAGUUGUGUUUAGGUUGGCGGUGCUAGCUCUGCUGGUGGUCGCCACACUCUCCGCUUUGACAAGUUUAGCCGACAGAUUAUUUGCUCCUUAUUUCGCUGCAGUUUGUCUGUUUUCUGAGUUUUUUUCUUUAACCUUUGAAUCAUUAAUUUUUACUAUUAAAAUUAUAAUACAAUAGAAAAGGCUGCAACCUUUUCAGCUGCAGGUUUUCGCUGCGCUCUUUUGUGUCACCUGGAUCUUGACUUUUACUCGCUGAUUUGUUUUGUCGUGUUUAAAGACGAGGUUUAGUUUGAAGAUGAGGAUUUUCAUUGUUUCCUAAUCGCUUUACUUAAAAACACCACCCACAACAAGUUGUGUUUAUCUUGUUUUCUUUCCUGCUAUCUUUCUUUCCGUUGACCUUUGACCCAGAUGACUGUUUUUUGACUCUGUGGGAGCGGAAAUCAAUUUCCUCCCCUCACAGUUCGGGCUGUGCAUUAUUGGAAGUGUAGUUAACUGAGCUUUCCUUCUGUAACUCAGGGGCUUAACUGAGCAUGCUCCACACUUGGUGUGUGUGUGUGAGAGAGAGAGAGUGUGUUCUGUGUGCGAGUUGGGGAUCAGCUGGGCGGUGGACGUGAGAGCAGGGUCAGCUGUACAUUCCUGGGCAGGGCAUCAGCAGCAAAGGGCCCUUGAAUACAAAGUCUGCUGUGUGUGUGAGAGAUGGUGUGUGUGUGUGUGUGUGUGUGUGUGUGUGUGUGUGUGUGUGUGUGUGUGUGUGUGUGUGUGUGUGUGUGUGUGUAAUAGAGAGAGAGAGAGGGCUGUUGCUCCUCAGUUUUUAAUCAUUAACUCUCCUGGACAAAGUUUGACUGAACCUCUGAUGAUCCAGAUACUGUGUGUGUGUGUGUGUGUGUGUGUGUGUGUGCGUGUGCGUGUGCGUGUGCGUGUGUGUGUGUGUGUGUCGUGGUCUUCUUCACUGAACCUCACAUAUCUGACUGAGUUGUCUGACUUGACAUGGGUGGGGGGUUCAUAACCAGCCAGCUGUUGCCAGCGUGUCACCUCAGCCUCGUUUAAAGAGCGUAUUAAACACGGUCAGAGUGAAACUCCUGAUCGCUCGACUUUAACGUCACAUCUUCAGAUUUACUUUAAAGUGUCUUAAAUCUCAUCAGUAACUUUUUUCACCCACACAAAUGUGCUGAUAUUUUUGCCGUUGUCGAGUAGAUUUAACCGCGCUGCUGUUGUUAUUCCCGGUUAUGGAGAGUGAGAAGACACCGGUAGAUCCUCAGAAAAUGUCCGUCAGAUAUCCAAGUAUAGUACAAAUAUGAGUGAAACAGUCACACUGUCGAGCCCUGUAACUAGAACUCCAGCUGUAUCGAAGUCAGUCCAGUGCGCCCUCAUGUCUCGGUUAUUUGUAAUUCGGAUUAUCUGACAUACACAAGGAGUUAAAGAUUUAUAAAAAUAGAAGAAUAUAUUUAUUCAGUUUAAAGAGUAGAGUAAGCGCAAAGUCACAAAACAUCUGCAGUCUGGUCAUGUAAACAGUUUCACACAUGAAUAACUGUAAACGUGUAAACUCAGUGAGAUAAGAGUGACGGUUAAAAAGGUCUCAGAGAGGACAUGUUUGUUUAUUUUAACGUUUAUUUCCUCUCUUUUAUUUCAUGAGUGAAGUUUUCUUAAAAAGUGUUAAAAAACGUCUCGUUUUAACGUCGUCUUGUCAAUAAUCCGCUGGUAUGCUUACACUGACUUAAAAGAACAAUAAAACUGAUGCAUUAUGGGAGAGGAAACAAAACACACAUUUCUUAACCAACUGUGGUCUAUUAUAGAUCAAGUCACACUUCCCAGCAUGCAACAGUGUCUUUUCUUAGCUUGAAAAAUUGAUUCCAGAGUUCCUAUUGUUGCUCACGCCGCCCACACACACACUCACACACACACACACACACACACACACACACAAACACACACGUGCAUGUUCUUGUCUUCUGAAUGAAGUCAGUCCACCGUCUUUCAUUGUGAAAGUUUGUGUCUCUUAUUGAACGUCGUUUUUAAAUCAAUAUCGUCCUCGUCUGAACUCGCUCUUAUCGGUGUGAAUUCUGCACUUUUGUUCGGGUUUGAACCGUCAGCCGGGACAGGAGGAGGAGGAGGAGGAGGUUGUUGUUGGUAGAGAUAACUGCAGCACACUUAGGAGUAGAGGGAGGUGAUGAUCUUUAUAAGAAAGAAGUUUGCUUAUUUGUCCUGAUGUAGAAAUACUCUGGGUGUGCAGUGAUCAUGUAAAGGGACUCGUGUUCUGACCCAUGCCUCGCCGCCUGAGCCCGGGGCGCUCUUUCAAACCCGCUGUGAGAGUUUUCCAGGUGGUGAGGAGGAAUCGCAGCUAACCGGCUCACUGCACUUUUCCAUUUUCCGUUUUAUGCGGUGCUCAUAUUCGGAGUAAUUUACGGCACGUUUGGCGGUACAAUAAGCCUCAGAUCCUUGAUCACCGACAUUAAAGGCGGGGUCAGGGACGAGGGGAAGGAGGCGGUUGACAGGAAUGUACCUGCGAGCGCCAGAGGAGGGAGGCAGGAGAGUUUUUAUGAGGUGAAGACGUGGACGUGUUUCCUGGUGUGAUCAAUAUCAGAGAUUUUCUGAUUGUGGAUCAGGUGGUGGACUAAUCCAGCUGAGGAGGAGACGCGUUAGUUCGCCAGCUGGCGGUCUGGAUGUCUGUGCGAGCCUAUGAAUGAGUGUGUGUGAGUGUGUGAGUGUGACAGAGGAGAUAAAUGAGAGCGGGGUACAAGGAUCCCAUAUGAGGAAUGGUUGGGGUGUGUUAGGGCCGACACAAAGGUCACUGCAGGCGGGUGGUGUUAUGGUGGGGUCAUUCAGUCAGCUGAAUCACCGACAAUUAAGAGGAAGCAGGUUGUCUGAGGAGCAGCGGAGAGGUAAAUGUCAGAUCUGUGCUCAUAUUAGUCAUCGUACCCUCACAGAAGCAGACAGAGCUGCACCAGGAUGGAGGUUUUUCACAUCCUCGUGGUUUUAAUGCAAAUUUAAAACAGUUUUAUACUGUAACAUCUGCUCGGACACCUGGUUAAACUGUGUGAAAGAACAGUCUUCGUCAGGUAAACGACCAUCAGCUUUGACCACGUUAGAUCAUAUACCGAAUCCUCUGUUUACCCAAAGUCGGCCUGGACUAGUCCGAGAUUCUGACGGUGUGAUAACCUCGAGCAAACAGGCGGAUCGGUGGAUAACAUGUAAACAAAUAACCACAGGAAGUCCUUUUUAGUAAAUCAAAUGUAAACAAAGUGCCCUGUGGUUGUUUUCUAAGUGGAUCAGAUGUAAUCGAGCGGUUUUUGGUUGUUAAAUAAAAUGUAAACUAAGGACCCUCUGGCUGCAUUUUUAACAUCUUAAAUGAAAACAAACAGCCCUCUAGUUGCUUUUUUUGUACCGAUAAGCAACAAAGUUCCCCUCUUGUUGUAUUUUAAGCCAUUAAAAUGUAAAUAAGGUGCAGUGUUGGUGCUCUUUUUAGUGAUAAAUUCAAAAACAAAGCAUCUUUGAGUGGAUAAAGUGGAAAUAAAGCACCUCUGUUUGCUUUUGAGUUUGUGAAAUGUAAACAGAGUGCCGCCUGGUUUCUCUUUGACUGACUAAAUUGUAAACUAAGGACCCUCUGGCUGCUUUUUUAGCAUCUUAAAUGAAAAAAAACAGCCCUCUAGUUUUUUUUUUAUGAUAAACAAUAAAGCUCCCCAUGUGUUGUAUUUUUAGUGAACGAAUAUGAAACAGAAGCAUCUUUGAGUGGAUAAAGUGGAAACAAAGCACCUCUGUUUGCUUUUGAACAUGUGAAAUGUAAACAGAGUGCCGCCUGGUUUCUUUUUCACUGACUAAAUUGUAAACUAAGGACCCUCUGGUUGCUCUCUGUGCCUGUUUGUUGCUCUUUUAUUGUUCUGUGAUUUCGUCUUUAUAAAAGAAAGUGUUUAUGAAGAACCCUUUUGUUGCACUUCCAGUGGUUUAACUGUAAAUGAAGUGCCCAGUUGGUAUUUUGACCCGGUCAUCUGGUCUCUGUGAAUGAUCCGGUUAUACUAAACCAGACUGCAUGUCUUCUGAAGACUACUAAAAGUAAAGUCUCUGUAUUAUUGAUGCUCAGAGUUCCUGAUCGAGGGAAACUUAUCUGACGGGCAAACCUGGACCUCUAAGAUCACACAUAAAUCCAGCCGUGUCUGUAGGAGGGCUAACAGACCCUGUCGCUCUGGUUCAGAGGAGCAGCGAAGGUGUCGGGGGAGUUGUUGGAGUCAUAGCGUCUUUUUUUUCCUUUUUUUUUUUUCCGUGUUCGCUGGGCAGCCUUGCUCGGGCUGGUCUGCCCCGGGGCUCAGGGACUAUUUAUAGAGACACAGCACCGUUUAUAAGGCCGAGGCAGAACGGAGCGAGGUUGGCUCAGUCUCUUCUCCCAAAAUUCAACUCUGGACACACUCUCAGAUUACUUAUCGAGAAUAUGUUCACCGCCAUCUUCAUGUCUUCUUCAUCACUUUGUAGGUGACUCACUCCUGGACCUCCACAGUCUGGGAAUGCCAAACGCGGUGUGUUUGUGGUCACACCAUUAUUCCUUUGUGUGGAAUUGAGUUUGGUUGGGAUUUAGUGCAAAUUGAAUUUGAAUAGCUGGCUGGAUGAAGCGUAAAUCAGAUUCUGUUGCUGAUUCCUCCCCUUCCAGACUGUCUGCAUGUCCUCCUCCCUUCCAUCUGUAACUCUCAUGUCAAUCACCGCGGCAGGAAAAGCAGGAGGUUGGUAGAAGCUUGUGAAGAAGGUGUCGGAUGAGUCGUAGAGGGAUAAAAACCGUCCUGUUUGCACACAGACAUGUAAACGCAGUGUGGUCGGCCUGGUGGCCAUCUGUGUUGACUAUACAUCGAAGUGACAGUUUAACUCUGUCUGUCUUAAUGUGCUAAUCUGUCAUCCGGGGAUGUUUCAUCAGACCAAAGCGCUCUGGUUUGCUGCCUGUUUCCUGAAAUACAUCCAAUCAUCAACUAUUUUAACCCUCAAACUGACCGCUUAGUUAUCACAGCAAAACAAAUACAAAUAAAUAAAUACAAAUAAAUCCACAGCUCCUCCUCCACAGCCACAGCCCCAGAUCAGUGUUGCCCACUCCUCAGUUAUGGAAAGCUGCUAGUGGCUGUCGCAAAAAUCUCUAGAAGUCGCUAGAUGACGUCAUCGCCUACUUUGCAUAAUUUCCUCAGUCAAACCCACUGGAAAUAAACGGUACUAACUCUUAGUCCUAGACUCUUUUCAUCAACAUUAUCAUGGUCAUGGUAACAGCGCCACCUGUCUGAAACCUGUGGUAAUCACACCCAUGUACAGUUCUGUAUUUGUUAUCGAUCUUGAAGGUUUUUUUUUACUGAUAAUGAUGAUUAGGUCGUUAAAGUCAUCAUCAGCUGCUGCUUUGACUUUUCUUCGUUAGCUCCAAGAAGACUGUCAGAAACUCUCGGACUCCGUUCUGACACUUUGAAGGCUUUAAAUCCGUUUUUGGAGAGUAUGUGGUUUGGUUGCUCUUCUUCUUCUUGUACCUUCUACUUCUCCUCAGGGUCUUGUCCUGUCCCAGAAUCAUCAGUUUGUUGCUGCUAACCUGUUUCCAGGUUCUUCACGGAGAGAGAAAGUUAGAUCAGCAUGUUUGGGUGUCAUGGUGGUUUAUUCUUUGACACAUUUCAUGAACUUGUGGUCCAUAAAGUUUCUGGCGGUCUUCUUCUGAUUCAGUAAGCAGACUUGUUUGUCACUUGUACUCGCAUUUAUAACUCUCAGGUUUGCUGGUCAUGUCUGUAAAAGCUGCACUUGAAUACAGACGGUCAUGCAUGACAGGGAGUGAGGACCAUUUGCACCCUGAUCUAACGUGCGUUUGACCCGUCACACCAGUCGGUCGGUCACAGUAUUUACUUGUGACCAUGAGUUUGACCAUUGAGCUGCACACACUGGGUGUCAGUGGGACUUCUUUGGCUUUUGCAGCCAGUGGACGAUAGUUGAUCUGCAGCUUUCUGCACUUCCAUUGACCAAUGUUUAAGCAUGUUUCUGGUGAUUCCGCCUUUGCACGUUAUCACUGCUCGACAAACGUUGAACGUCUUGCUGUUGUCGUCUUUCUUCGUAAAAUGAAGUCACGCUUUAGAUCGUGUCUGCCUAUUUCUCGUACCGACACCCAUGUUUUUUUCCUCCGAGUCUCUGUUCUUGUUUGCGUAGACUGGCUCUCGCUAGACCGUUUUUUCAAGUCAACCAGAGAAGAAAGGAAUGGUUAAGAUAAAAUGUAAAUGAUGUUGAUGGAUUGAACCGUCUGGAACCGGUUCUCAGCAAGAAUUUGGCAAAACCAAUGACGAGGGUUGGGAAAGGAACCCAAAUAACUGGCCGUUUCUUUCCUGCUUUCUUGGCACCCUUCUACAGAAAAUAAGGGGGUCUCUCCAAAGUAAAACAAACAAACAAACAGGGCUUUUACUUUGAAAAGCACUGUGCUAGUACAAUGAUGGUAUAUUUUUCAUGGUGGUGACACAAAGGAGUAAUACAGAGCAAAUACAGCCUUCAGCUUCUCGUUGUCAUGUGACUUUUUGGUCGAGAUCUGCAUGUCAGAGAGAGUCAACUGAAAAUCAAACCUGUUUUCCGUCUGCACUUUUUAAAAGCUGAAUAUCCGUACAUUUAUUUGUUUACUGGUGAGCCUGUUUUCCAGUUUACCGACCGCUCCACUCCCAGCUCGUUUAGAAGUCUUGGGUGUUGGCCUGGAGUUCACAUGAAGAGUCCUGAGCAGAAAGUCGCAGCGGCUCUAAUAGGAGCAGAGGAGUUUAGGUUUAUCUGAAGGUCAUAAAGCUGCUGGGAGUUUGUCAUGUGAGCUCCUGCUUCAGAAAGAGCAGCUUUGUUAAGACUCAGGCUUUUAAUACCUCAAGACUCUCCUCUCUCCAUGUCACAUCCAUUUUCUCUGCCCCGUCUUCCUCUUUGAAGGUUCUUCGUCAUCAGUCCGUUUGUGCUUUAUUCACCCCCUAAAAAAAAACACGAUUUAGAGGAAAGGCUGAUUUUGGUGAUAUACUGAUUUUCCGCUGCACUCAAACCAGGAGCUCUGAGAGUGAGUGUUUGUCCUCUUCAAUAUUCCUCCCUCUUCAAUGACUCUGGCAGCUCCGCUCGGCCGUUUGCAGCUUUAGCAUCUCCGCUCAUGAAACCACAACAAGGAGAGGAACUUGAAACCGCGGAUCAGACGAGCUGCUUACAAGCUUUGUAAAUCAUUCAGAGCAGGAAUGUGUGAAGGGUGUGAAUUCCACGGCUGAAAGAAAAGUUUCCUGCCCACAUACAGAACCCUGACAGGUAAUUGUGUAUAUAAACAUGCAGGCACAUCCUGGGUCUGGAGAUUAUAUCAGAGGAAGAAUAACUUUGACAUCACUCUGCAGGACUGCGAUUGUGAAUGUAUGAAUGUAGGUUUUCAAGUGUGUGUGUAUCAAACAUCAGGCUUUCACACCGACUCAAGUUCUGAGACUCUUAUUGACUAUGGAGACGCAGCAGCCUGCAUCUAAACGCCGCCGCUGUUUGGAGCGUGUUAGCCGUAGCGGUCCGAGACUUUCAUGAACUUUCAUAAAAUCUCUCGCAUUUAAAGAUGAUGGCAGACGAAAUAAACAUGGCGGUCAACCAUGGACGUAACUCACUUUUUCAAAAGUCCGUUUUGGUCCCCUGCAGUUUUAACCAUCUGAAAACAAUAUUACUUCACGCUAUAGCAAACCGAUACACGUCAGGCACUAGGACCAAACAGCCGCUCAAGCCGAAAACUGGUUUCCCUCAGUUUGGACCGCCGGCAAGGUCCUUGGCUGCUUUUUGUGUGAUUGGCUAUCCCUGCUGUCAGUCAUUCCACGCCCGCCGAACUCGUGUUUUGCAAGUUGCUCGUAAGAGUCAGUCCGUGAACAUCGCUACUCGCUUAGUUUACAGGAGGGCGGCGCUCAUUUUCCCUCUGUAAUGUCAUUAUGACCACGAUCAUUUCUUUAUCAUUUCCUUGAAGUAAUAAUCACCAUAUUAAUCAUUUUACAGACGCGGUAGUUCUUCUGUCUUAGCGUCUCGGUCUGAUUGUAUUUCCAUGAAGAAAUGAUCAUAAAUGUUCUUCCUUGAGCUGCGGCACCCCGCUGUAGUCCGUAAUGGACUGGCCUGAGGUCUCUCUACAAACAAGCGUCUGCUGGAAGAGAGGAGGUGAGUUGUGUUUAGUCUCUUUGCUAAAGAAAUGAGUCAAAGUUAAAAAGAUGUUUGGUGUCUAGUACUAUGUCUGUGACCCUAUAUGUCCUGUUGAUGAAGUUAGGUGCUGUUCUGAGCAUUAUUUGUGGCUAUAGAGUGGCGUUUUGGUUGGGGGCGUGGCUCUCUGUAUUGCUAUCCUUAAAUUAAUUUAACGCCGGAAUAUCCCUUUAACUUUGGAGAAACUUUCAGUCGGUCGGUGCGACUCGUGGAGCCGAACGUCAUGAUGUUUGCAGGAAAGUUGUGACUCUUUGUUCGUUUGACGAUGAAGGGAACAGGAACGGAGGAGCUUUGGUGCUGAAGUGUGUGUUUCUGUGUGUGUGUGUGUGUGAGUAUGUGUGUUUGUGUGUGUGUGUGUGUGUGUGUGUGUGUUAGCGUAUGAGUAAAGGCUCAUUAUUGGAGUUCAGUGUGUGUGUGUGUGUGUGUGUGUGCCUCGGGUGGGAAUGUGCCUGAGAAUUAUGUGAAUGAGUGUGUGUGUGCUGUGAUUGGAGGGUGGUGAGGGGUGGGGCCUGUUCAGCAUGUAUGUGUAUGUGUGUGUGUGUGCAUGCGCUUGUGUACACGCACAUUCUUGUCAUGGGGCUCUGGUGAAUGUUUGCAGCAUGCUAGUGUGUAUUUGUGUGUGUGUGUUUGUGAGGAUAUUGGCUGUGUCACCUCAGAUUAGGCCUUGAUGUGGCGGUGGCGGCGGCGGCGGUGGUGGUGGAGGAGAGUGACCCCCUACCAACCACGCCACAGUCAUUAACGGAGGGGGAAAAGAAUCUCGUAGCUAUGGCAACCACGUCCGCGCUGCCAAAACGGCCACAAUGAAAAGAAAAGGGGGACGUGGGAGGGGAGGGAGGGGGAGAAGGGGGGAGGGGGGAAGUGAAGGAGGAAGGAAAGGAGAAGAAAAAAGGUGGUGAAGGAGGGGAGGGGGUUGGGUGGAGAUGGAGGUGGAGAGGGUGUGUCUCCAACGUGAUAAUCAGGUCACAGUUUUAGAGGAGAUCCACAAACACACCGUCAGGAUUUACAGGAAAUCAAAUCAAUUUUAUUUCCACGCUGCUCUGAAGUGUGUCAUCGUCAUGGAGAUGAAACAGGAAGUGGAAACAAGGUGAAGAACAGGUGAUAAAGGUCGUAGGUCCCAUGACCACGAAGGUUUCCGUUCAACGAAACCCAAAACAUCCUCACCUCUCAGAAACUUCAACCUGUUUAUUUUUUCAUGUUUGGGUCUAAACUUCGUUAUUUUUAACACCAGAGUUCCUAAAAGAGUCACAACGCUUCGUUAAAUGUUGAUUAAAACAGACUUCGGUGUUUGCCAAUCACAAAUAUUGCAAAUACAACAUUUAUGGAGAAAGUUUACCCAGGAUUUCUACCGCAUCCUAUGAAAUCCGGCUUUGAAAAGGUUGUAUCCUCCGAUCGUAACCAUUCAAGUUAACGUGUCAAUUUACACCGACUUCUUUACGUUCCUCUGCGGAUCGCCGGACUCCUCAGCUGAUCACAAGAGUUCUAUUUUUUCUGGACGCCGGAGCAUGGCGGAUAAAUUCAGCACAGAUUUCAGGGUUGAGGUUGUAGAUCUGGACCACCAGAAUCUAAAAAACGUCUCUGACUGUUUAAAGAAAAGUGAAAUCACUACGUUUCCUCAUCUCCAGCCCUCUUCAAUAACACAGAGACGUCGUCUGAGUGAGAAAUUUAACAAACGUGUAAGUGACUGUUGAAAAACCCUCACUGAACCCAGACUCUGAAACAUGGAGGAUUGUGGGUCUUUUUCUGUGUUUUUCUGUAUUUGUAUCUGAGUGGUGAUCUUGUGUUUGGGGUGUGUUCACACCUGUUCUUUCAGUUUUCCGCUGUCGCCCUCAGAUAGUGAUGCUGUAACAGGCUGUCACACACACACACACACACACACACACACACACACACACACACACACACUGGCUUCCUUUUAGGGCAGUCGCAGCAGCAGACUGAGACUGCCUGGUGCUUACUGUAAAGUUUUGUGGAGGAGGGAAAAUGUUUCAGGGACAGUUUUUUUUUACCAGGGCAGAAGGUCCUGAGGAGUCCUCUUAAAUCUUUAGAAACGUUUUAGUCUCCUGAGAUCUAGACUCCGGUUAUCUCCUAAAUAUAAGGAAAACGUUAACUAUAACAUGCUAACAUGGACUUUAGUGGUCUCCUCUGUACUGGACAUACAGUCCUGUGUCUGAGAGGUUCAGAUAAUUACCACCUCAGCUGCAGAAGAACCUCCUGGACGCUCCUGACCUAAAUAUAAAAGAGGUUAUAAAAUGUUCUCUCUGGUUCCUUUUUCGUGGAAAAUUGUUUGAGUAGCUGCUCCUCUAGAGGAUAAAACAACCUGCCCUCUGGAUGUUCUUCUAGUUUCUAAACCUUAAACAUCUCCCUCUGGAUGCCCCUCCAGGCUGUUAAAUGUGAAAGAGCGUCCUAAAUGUAAAUUUUUUUUAAAAACCCUCUGGAUACACUUCUGGUGUACAAAAAAUUGAAAUAAUGUCCUCAGAAUGCUCUUCCAGUAAGAUUUACUUUAAAAAAGAGUCGUCUGGCUGUCCUCCCAGUAUAUGAAACAUCACAAAAAACAUCCUCUGGAUUUUCCUUAAGGAUGUGAAAAUUUUUAAAUUCUUCUUUGGAUACACUUCCGGUGUACAAAACAUUGAAAAAAAAACAGAAUGCCCUUCUAGUAAGAUUGACUUUUAAAAGUGUCCUCUGGCUGUCCUCCGAGUUCAUAAAACAUCACAAUCUGGAUGCCCCCCAGUAGAUACAAUGUUCAACAAAAAAGGUGCCCUCUGGAUGUAGUCACAAUGGAUAAAAUGUAAACAAGUCUUCUGGAUGUGCUUCCGUUCAUCAACCAUGAGAAAAAUGUGGCUUCUACCAUCCAGACAUUUCAGAAUUGCCCUUCCAAUAUAAUUAAGGUUUAAAAAGUUCCCCUGAUGAGUGUGUGUGUGUGUGUGUGUGUGUGUGUGUGUGUGUGUGUGUGUGUGUGUGUGUGUGUGUGUGUGUGUGUGUGUGUGUGUGUCUGCACGGACUCUCUCAUGUUUGAGGUUCCUCCUCCGGCCUGUAAGAGCUUUAAGUUCAGAGAAGUGCUCUAACCACAGCUCUGUGGUUCAGGCACGCUCGCUCAUGCAGUUAUAUGUGUGUGUGUCAGUGUGUGUCAGCGUGUGCAUGUGCACGCAUAUAUGUUGGGUCGGGGUAGCUUGUAUUUAAAUGACUGCAGAGUACUUAAACUUGGUCUGGGGUGUGUUGUGUGGAUAAGAGGGUGUGUAGGGAAGUGGUGCCCGACUUUGCGUCAACAGGGUGUGGUGUGAUAACAGCCAGGCGUCUCUCUCUCUCUCUCUCUCUCUCUGUCUCUCUCUCUCUCUCUCUCUCUCUCUCUCUCUCUCUCUCUCUCUCUCUCUCUCUCUCUCUCUGAUGGAGACACACCCAGUUCCUCGCUGCACUUCUUUGCAGAUAUCCAGUGCAAAGCUGUGUUUUUGUUUUACAGUAUCUUAAGAGACACCAGCGCACCGACAUGUCGCUGUUCUUCUGCGUUUAAAAGUGAGAAGAUGAAAUGAUGCAAACUCAUCACAGAGGAGGUCUGAAGUCACUGGAUGGUUCCUCCCUGGGUCAUGUUGGGCCUGAUGCCAGCUCAAAGCAUCUGUCGGCCAUAAACGAGCCAAUCAGCAGCAGCAACAUGAGGCCGAAUAAUCCAAGUCUAAACAGCGAGAGCCGAAAAAAAUGCAGAUCCAACCUGGGAACAGUCCGGAAAACCAGGGAAACAUCUGGAAAACAAACACAAAGAGAGAGAGAGAGAGAGAGGCAGAGGUCAGAGGCUGAGACGAAGCAACAGGAACAGAUCACAAACAUGCAUCUCCAUUUUAGGUCAGAUUUUAGGUUCUAAUAUCAUCAGAAGGUUGAAACUUAAAUCACAAAAAGACGAUGCAGUCUUAGAGGACCUUAAAGGACCCGUCUCAGGUCUUAUUUGCUGCACUUUCUCUGCAAACGAACCAGCGUUACAGGAUUCCUCGACAGUUUCUCGGUCAGAUCCCCCCGCAGCGUUUUUUUCUCACAGAUGUCACAAAAAUGAGGUAAAAAAAUUCAGUCUCAGAAAGGAAACUGUGUGUGAUGAUAACUUCUCUCAGGUACCACUCUGAUGAUUUUUACAGGUGAGGGCUGAUUCAUAUCAGAAUAACUGAGAAGAGCGGGAAUCUAUGAUGGAGAUAUCAUAGAUGUUCUAUAAUAGAGAGAGUCCAGGUACAGAUCUAGGUGAAGUAAGAAAAAGAGAGUUUUUGAUUCAUGCUGGAAAAAAAGACAUUAAUUAUGUAUGAUGAGUGUUUCCAGCUGAUGUGAGACAUUUGAUUUAUCUGUGAACAUCUGUGCGUGUGAGGACAACACUCAGGCUGAGGAUCAGAUACGACCUCAAACAUCAGAAUAGGGCUGAGCGAUAAAACGAUAACGAUAUAUGUCGAAAAUUUAUUUCACUCUAUAUUGAUAUAAAACACGGUCAAUAUCCUUUUAGAUAGUCAUCAUUCUGCCAUGUUUUGGUCGACUAUACAAACAGCCAAUGAAAAGGGGAGUUUCUCUGGGUCUGAACCAAUCAUGUUCUGAAUUAGAACCAAGUAUCAACCAACUGCAGCGUCGUAGCAGACAGCAGCUCCACCCAACCAUAGCACUUUAACAGGUGAAGCCGACAGCACUGUUGGUGAGAAACAAAGAAAAUGAGUGCUACCCCCGACAGAAAUGACCAUGAAGGCUCAACAGAUGACCACAUCAAUGUCAACCACAACACUGGCGUUAGGAAAACGUCGGUGGUGUGGAGGUAUUUUGGUUUUUGGAGGUCGGACAUGAAGCAGAGUAAUGUGGACUGUAAAUUAUCCUCCGUUGUCUAAUCGAACCAGCGGAUUUUAACGAGGCAGAAGGUAAAAAAAAAUAGUCCAUGACAGGUUUUGUUGAACAAAAUCAAAGGAAAGAGAAACUCAGCCAAGAGAUAAAUUAAUGAGAAAUAUCAGAGCGUUGAAUCAAGAUCAUCGUUCUUCCUGUUUCUGAUUUUUAAAAUCUGAGAUUCAUUCACUCUCCUUCUCCCUCCUUCUCCCUCUUUCUCCCUCUUUCUCCCUCUCUAUCUGGGUGUAACUUUUUCUCAUGUCCUCUGGGAGACAGCCAAUAUUGUGCAACAGCGAUGACCUUUGACCCCGUGGUUAUAAACACGGCUGGUUGGACAUUGUUGACUUACCCCUCCUGUUGUUGUCAGAGCUGAAAGACAGCCGUCAGCUGCUGUUUUGACUUUCUCUGCACUUCAGUGUGAGCCUGCAGGAGUGUGUGUGUGUGUGUGUGUGUGUGUGUGUGUUUACAUGCAUGUGUGUGUGUGUGUGUGUAGUUUUGGAGAUAUCUUUUUUUAAAACUGUCCAGGUGAUGCUGCUUUCCUCUGAGCAAAGUCCGCUCUGUGAGGGUGAAUGAGGCAGGUACAUUUCAGAGAGCACGUCUGAAAACGGAUUUCUACCUUCUACCUUCUUUCUUACUUUGGAAAAAUCCUGACUGAAAUAGUUCUGAAGAGUGAAAUCAGUCAGAUUUAAACGACACACACUCCCUCGCCUCAGCAUGGAGCUCACUUACCUGCAAAAAUCAAGUAUCACGCAAAAGUCGCUUUGCAGGAGGAGUGUUCAGAAAGUCAAAAAGCUGUUGUGUGCAUUAAUGUUAAAGGUGGUGUAGGUGUAUUUACAAAACAGCUUUUAAUAUCAGUCAAUAGUUAUUAGUUAUUGAUGACAUUUGGUAAUAUGUCGAUAUCUCUGUGUUCUCUUAUGUCUGUGUCGUCAACAUUUGAACAUUUUUGAGCGGUCCGCUCUUUCUGACUGUAAACAAAGCCGUUCUCCACCUCCUCUAACCUGAUUGGUUGUGAGGCAGACGCCGCUCCCCCGUGUCGUUCAGGAGCCCAAACAAAGUUAGCGUGCUACAAUAUCGGACAGUAGAAACCAACCAGAAAGUUCGGAAAAUUGUCUGAAUCCUCCUUUGGCCACGACUGCCGACACAAGCAAGAAAACAAAGUAAAUACCGGAGACUCUGGAGGAAUAACGGGCGCUUAAAACGGAGGUAGACCGGACAAGAGCUAAAAAGCCGGGUCAACAUAAACCAUGGGGGACGCUUGGGGAUCUUGGUGACCCUGUAACCUUUCUGCUGGACAGGUAAACCGCUUUAACAAAGUAAGACAAGUGUCUGUAACAGAAGUGUUUCUUGUCAAACGGACCUGCUGUAGCGUGUUGUAGCGCCAUCGCUAAACUGUCCUCCCUCGGGUCCUGGACUAUGUCACUUUAUCCUCGUUGUAGAAGUCCUGCAAACAUUGUGUUUGCUGGUAGUCUGUUGGCAUCUACAGUAGCACCAAUGCUUUUUACUUUCACGUUGACUGGGCCCCAUUUGUAAUGAUCUGAAGGAUUUAUCUGCAUUAUAUCUGAAUUUAAUUGGAACGAUACGAGCGAGCAGGAGCGUCUGUUUGUGGGCGGGGCUUGCUGGAGCUAAGGGGAAAAAUGCAGCGUCGUUGUUCACCUGGUAGUCAGAGGACACCUGUUGUAAAAAUAAAAGUUGUUUUUAGCUCCAGGAACAUCGUUUUUGUCUCCCUCCAUGAUUGUUCAGAACCACCGACAGACCCGGUUUAUCCACGCUGACCUGAGCUCAUGGUCACUCGGUACAUUCGUCUCUCAGUCUGCCCCUGGAGUUCAAAGGGUUCACAUGUCCUGUUUCUCCAGUGAGCGUUUCCCCAGCCCUGCGCUCAGCUCCAGGGGGGGAGAGAGAGAGGCCCCUCUCUCCGGAGGACCCUGUCCCUUUAAGAGGUGGUGGUCUGCGCUCGCUGAGGGAGGGUGGAGGCAGAGAAACAGUCAGGGAGUGGUUGUGGAGGGAGAUAAGUUUGUCUUCUAGGUCACAGAGCAAAGGAGAAAGAGACAGGCAGUGGAGUGCAUGAGGUGACGUCAUGUGACCGCGUCAUGUGAUCAACCUUUCGCCCUUUGGGUUUGUUUAUUCGCUGCUUUACACUAAAUAUACUGUUCUUAGUCAUAGAUAUUUAUAAAGUAGAUCUCCACUGAUUUUUCAGUGAAGAUUGGACUUUAGAGGACAGGAGAGGAGAAAUAAAACAGCUGAGUGAGAAGAUGUUCACAGUUUUUACAUCAUGGUCAUCAAGUCUGAGCUCUCUGAACCUCUCAUGGAGUUAUAGAUGUCCUUCUAAAGUCAUAAAAAUUAGUCUAACUUUGAUUUCUGUCCGGAUCACUCAGUUGUUAAUCAGGAGCUCGUACAGGUGGAUUAAAAAGACUUCAUAAAGGGCCUCAGUCAUAAAAAUAUGAUUAAAUUGACCAGUUUAGAGAUUUUUGGACGUUUUUAAUCAUCUUUCUUGCAGAUACUUGUGUCGUCCGUUGGUUUCUGGCCUUUAUUCUAAAAUUGACGGUCAUUUCUCCGCUCUACUCUCCUCCUCAGUGUGUCCUUGUGCUCCUCUCCUCUUCAUGACUCACUGACUCUUCCUAUAGUAGUUUCUCUCCCCUCUUGCAGGACAGUAUAGCGAUGACGCCGCUCGCUACAUUAAGCCUCAGGCCGCUGCAAGAUGGCUGCAGCUGCAUGCACCAUACGCAGAUGAGGAGAAGCAAUCAGGGCAGAGAGGGAACAUGGAGAGGGUCUCGGAGUGUUGUGUGUGUCUGCAGGACGAGGAUCUCAAAGAUCUCAGAGACGGAGUUUAGACGUGUCUGAUUCAGCGAGGGCUCAGCUCUGUUCGGAAAAAGUGUUGGGUCAUUUUUUCUCUGGAGCGCUGAAGCAGCCUCCGCCCAAACACCCAACUGCCCGUCUCAUCUCCAUCACUUAUUAACCGAGCCUCGCCCUAACACACACACACAUACACACACACAGAAACGCACACACACACACAGAGUAACAGAAAGUAAGGGAGGUGAGGACAAAGAGGAGGAAGAACGAGAGAGAGAGAGGGAGGGAGAGCGGAUAGAGGGGCGUGUGUUCACGCAUGUGUGUAUUACAUAUAGAGGAAGCUCAGGCCAAAAGCUUGUGACCUUAAAGACACACACACACACACACACACACACACACACACACACACACACACACACAGAGUUUUCCUCCUUCCCUCCCUCUCAGAGGGGGUCCUCCGUGCUGCGGAGCCGGGGUGUGUGUGUGUGUGUGUGUGUGUGUGUGUGUGUGUGUGUGUGUUUCUGAGGGACUCCUGUUACAUGAGUUGUGCAAUGUUUGGAUCCUCGACUGGAAGCCAAUGGGAACUGACCCCUCUGCCCUCUCCCAACUCCUCGGCUCCGCCCUCUUUCUGCCGCCUCGUCCACACAUGAACUCAGACGCUCCGUUUGUUGACAUGUUGACGUUUUGUCCAGAAGAGUAAAUGAAGCGCGCCCUUCCCUCGCCCUGACCCUCCACUCAAACAGCGGAUGUGCUGUCGUAGAGCUGCAGGUGGAGAGAGAGGAGAGCAGGGAGAGGAGAGCAGGCGUGUGUUCGCUAAGGUGCCUGAAAAGCAAAGGGACGGCACAAGUCACUCAGUACGUUAACGCGAAACUCAAGAAAACCGAAUUAUCGCCUUAUUCCGAUUAAAACCGGACAACUGAAGUGCAUGUUAACACCUUAGUCCGACUAUAAUUGGAGUUUGAGAACUCUGAUUGGAAUUCGGUUUUCUCUACCAUGUCACCAGGAGCAGCGUUCGUCUCAUCUUUAGAAAAAGUAGCGCGUCCAUCAUGUAGGACAAAAACAACGCUGUACGAUGCUCCAUCUUCUUGUUUCUCCAAAAUGCCCAGCAGCAGUUGUAGACACCCAUAUCGCCCCCUAGUGUUGGGGAGGAGGACACGUUCACGUCAACAAGGAGAGAAGUCUGAUUCAGCGAAAAAAACGAACUAUGAGCUUAGUGGGAUUAAACUGUGGAUGUAAACGUACUGAGUGUCAGUGUCACAAACAUGAAGUGUAUUUGUCAGCUCUGAUAUAAGCUCUCUGACCUGAACUUGAACUCCUCCUCUUUAUAAAGUAACAGCUGGAGUAUUUUUAUUCCUCCUCUAGUCUCCAAAAAUAUCACGUGACGUUAACAGGAGAGCCGCUCUGAGCUCGUUACUCACCGCUCAAACUUCCUCUAUAACACUAUAUCAUAUAGUUUGAAUCUGUGUUACCACUUUAUUUCACGGUGUUGAUGUCUGAGUGUAAAGAUGAUUAGAGUCAAGUUUCAUCAUACUUGUUCUUCUUGAAACUUGAGCGGUGGAUGUGUAAGCGGACCUCCUCCUCUCCUCUUCUUUAUUUCUCCUCUGAAAUCAUAACAAAGGUGUCAUAAAGCUGCUCCUGCUCUCCGACGGCUCCUGAAUCCAGCAGCUUAGAAACGACUCUUUCAUAUCUGACCGUAUUGACGGCGUGUAGUCAGAGGAAGAGGAGGAGGUUAAACGUGGCUGUGAACUGAGAGUGAACCCGAAACCUGCAUCUCUUUUAUUUAUAUUUAGGCUCCUCUUCCUCUUCCUCCUCUUCUUCCUCUUUUCUCACACUGACUGUAAAGUGACGGUGAGCCCCAAACUGAAGCUGCUGCUGCUGCUGCUGCUGCUGCAUUUGAUUAGAUCACAAAUAUCUGAACGGAAACUCUGAAAGGAUCAGACAGACACGGAAAAGUGGAGCCAAACGGAGGCAAAUUAUCUUCAUCUGCACUUCUGAUGAAAAAGGGCUCAGUGUGUGUGUGUGUGUGUGUGUGUGUGUGUGUGUGUGUGUGUGUGCGUGUGUGUGUGUGCAGGGAGCUUUUUUGUGACUGCUCGGGGAAAUCGCUGUGUGCCUUCACGGGUGUGGGCAUAACUUGAAAUGUGCACUUGUGCAUAUGUCUGUGUGUGUGUGUGUGUGUGUGUGUUCGUGUGCGUGUGUGCGGAUCCUAUGAAGACAUGAAGAGAGCGAGGCCGACCAGGGCGAUCCCCCUACCCCCACCCAAAAUACACACACACACACACACACGAACGCUCAGAGGGCCGGGGGGUUUGGGAGAGGCAGCAGUGACAGGGAGGAGAGCGCUGACCCAGAUAGUCUGUCCCACCCUCUCUCUCUCUCUCUCUCUCUCUCUUUCUCUCUCUUUCUCUCUCUCUCCCCCUCUCUCUCUCUCUGUAAGAAAUCAGAUCUGCAGUUUUUCACUUUUUAGAGAGUCCUGGUUUGUGAAGUUGGUCUUAAAAGGAUCUUUUUCUGGUUUUUGUUUGAGUGAACUCAACACUAAGAAACCAAAACCUCAUGAUCGAGUGUCAGAGGUCACCUGUAGAUGCUGACUUUGAACUUUGACCUGAGGACAGUCUGAAGGACACCAACACAUCUACUCUGGGUCAGUCUCAGAGGAGCCCUGGUCCAGAGAAACCUGUUCUGAUAUCUCUUUGUCUAGAGUCUGAACUCCUAGAUGUAACUGAUGAUGGUUUUCUGAAGUCUUCCUGAGUCCAGGUGAUCAAAUCCUUCACAGGAUCACGGGGGUGUUUAAUGCAGUGCUUCCUGAGGGGUCAGAGGUCACGGACAUUCAGUGUUGGUUUUGGGCCUUGCUGCAUAUGUGCAGAGAUGUCUCUGAAUCUUCAGGUGAUUUUAUGGACUCCAGACGUAGGGAUGGGAAUCGAGAACCAGUUCUUGUUGAGAACCGGUUCCAAAUGGUUCAAUCCAUCGAUAUCAUUUACAUUUUAUCGUAACGAUACCUGGAAAACUGUUUGAAAAGUAGGCAGAAACGAGCUAAAGCAUGGCUUAAUUUGCAGUGCAACGUUUGUCAAGCAGUGAUAACAUGCAAAGGUGGAAACAUCAGCAACAUGCUAAAACGUUUGUCAACACGGCACGGCAUCAGAUAGAAGGAGUCACAUGUAUUCAACGCUCUCCGUCAGCCGCUGCAGCUCCGUCUCAGCACGGCAUUGAAGGUACGAAUGUCAGGGUGACCAUACGUCCUCUUUAACCCGGACAUGUCCUCUUUUGGGGGAGUUUAUAAGAUCCUUCAAAUGUCCAGAAUGUGUAUUCACUCAUCAUAAAACAGUGCAGAGCAUCAGUCCGCUCCGCAGCUCCGCUCACUUCUAAGCAAAGCCACUGACACGAUGCAUGCAUGCGCUGCCUUUGGGAAUUCAGAAUAAUGUGUUUAACUGAGUUAGAAGCACUUAAAAAACUCUCGACCCGAUCAAAAAAAAACCCUCAAAAUUUCACACACAAGUCUGUCCCGAAUAGUCAUGUCCUCUUUUUGGGGAUUCAGACUAUAGUCACCCUAACAUAUGUCCUGUGUUUACAUAAACACAAGGCAUGUCAGAAAGGCUGUAGAAAUUACAUUUAGUUUGAUUAUUUCAGACUCUCACUGAAGGUGGCGUACUUCUGUUUCUGUUAUCAUAGACUCAAUAAAAUUCCGAGUUAACAGUGAAAACCUAAAGGAAGACAUUGAUAAGGGAAUCGUUAAGGAAUUGAAUCGAUAAUGGCAUCGAUAUCGAUAAAAUCGUAUCAAUUCCGAUCCCCAGAUGUUGAUGUGAACUUGAUCAGUUUGAUCUCUAUGAGCUGAACUUUGAGUUGGCCCUCUUAGUGAGAACUUGGACCAGACUGGUACCAAACCCUGGACCUGAUUGGUGUCUGGAUUCGGACCCUAAGUUUGGGGUUUCCUGAAGCUCCUGUUUUUAGUCCGUCUGAUCAUCUUUGUGUCCUCGAACCCCCCGUACGGACUUCCUGUGGUGGGAUCAGAGACCAACAGGGUCACAGCCGUCCCACCCUCCCUAUUCCUGGAACUCCACAGUGGGACCCCUCCUCUCAGAGACCGACCCACACACACACACACACACACACUCUUGUCACUCCUGACUCACACACAUACACCAUGCUAUCAGCACACACACACACACUCGCUGCCCGGUCUUCCAGCAGAUGUGGAUCAAGUGGGAUUUGCUGCAGACUCUCCGUGUUUGCUCCCGCCUGUUUGGCGUUUGUAGGAUGUGGGUGUGGUUUAUGUUCGGUGGCUGAACUUCAGAAAGUUCUGAUGAUUUUAAAUUCACCGAGUUUUUCUUCUUCUUCUUCUUCUCUCUGUGAUUUACUGCGGACGUGGCUCCGUCUCAACUCCACCCAGCUGGAGCUCCAGAUUAGGUCAAAACAAACGGUGAGGGAGGAUUUACAAAUCCUGCUCAAUCCAAGUCUGACAGCGGAGCGUUUACUCCCACAACCUGAGAGGAGAAGACAGCGGGAGAGUUCAGGACACGCAAACAUAUAAAAUCAGGCUUUUACUUUGAAAACAAAAAGUACCAGGACUUUAUGACAUUGUGAAGUUCUCUGUAAACGAAUCAGUUAAAUUCAGAUCCGCUAAGUAACAAGGGUCAAAAACAGAAAUCUUAAACCUGCUGUAGCUCCAUCGUUAAUGUGGCAAAUAAGGAUUUCCUGUUCCCGCCAAGAGAGGGAGCUGUUCUCUGUUUUCGGAAAGGUUUGCUUCAUUUAACUGAGUAUCGUUACCCAUGUCCGAACUCCUGGAUAAUUCGGUUUGACUGGUUCGUUUCAUGGUAGAUCUAUUCAGCUCAGUAGAUAAGUUAAAGUUGGUUUAAUCAGGUUUCCUUCAGUCCCAUCGCGGCGCAGAUUCUCUCUCUCUGUUUCGGUGUUUUUCUCUCUUGAUUGAAGAAGUUUUUCUUCGGCGAAUAAAAACCAGAGUUUCUCCAUAAAACAGAUUUGGUUUUCGACAGUCAGACAUGAAACAAAUCCUCCCGUCCUUUAGUUAUGAAAGCGCCAUUGUUGACAUUUUUAGGUGAGUGUGAGACACUUCUGAGCGGGGAGGAUUUGUUUUUGUCUGCUGGAAAGAGCUGAAGGCUGCAGACGGCACAGCUGGAGGGUGAAACUCCACCGCCAGCUUCAGUCAAACACAGAUAUUUGCUCAAACUUCCAACUUUAUAGACUUUUCCUUCAGCUGAGGAUAAAGAUCGACUUCAGUGAUGCUGCCCUUGAAUUUUAAGAGGGUCAAAACUGAGGAUCAUAUCCUGGUCCAUAAAACUACGUUGACCUGUCCGAGCAGCUGUGACGAUACAGAGAGAGAAGUCGGUCAAUUUUUCUGCAGAUCUCAGAAGUCGGAUGUCUCUGUCACCCACAGGGUAAUUUCUGGACUUUUUCAGGGACUUUGUGACCGUUUGAGAGGGUCUUCAGUAAAACAAUACUGACCACCAGAGGACCCCACCAAGCUCUGUCCUGUCUCCUCAGACCCCGCCUCCUCAGUUCUUCCUCCGAGGGAGAAAUGAGGGUCGUUGAAUUUUAGGGUCAGGCUGAAGUUUUCUGGAAAUGUUCAGGAUUGUAUUUUUGAACAGAGAGUCGGUUUUUUUAAUGAAACUUUAAAAUCAGAAAUCACAUAUCGUCGUGAGUUGUUUGUUGUAACCUCAGAUCCUGGUUUUGUGUGUUUGCUGCCGGUCAGGGGGGGGAAGGUGUGACAUGAAGCUGCCUUCACCUUUGUUUACAGACACAGAGGGGGCUCUGUCCACUCACAAUAGGCCUGAGAGUCCACUGUGUGUCCGCUCUGUGUGAGUCUGUGUGUGUGUUAGAGGGGGGAGGGGAGGUCCGCGCGGCCACACCCAGGCUGAUUGACUCAGGCCACACCUCACUGAGGAAUCCACUGGAGCCGGGUCACAUGACGGCCUCUAACCCUCCACCUCCGCUCCCCGUCUGUGAGCAGGAUCAGGGAAAUGAGCGAUAAACCUCCGUCCAUGAGCGGGCCGUCGGAGCGCACAUUCAUGCUUUCAGUUAUAAAAGGGGAAGAACAAUAUUAAAGUCAGCAGAUAUGAAAAUGAAGGUUACAGAAAAUUAGUUUCAAAAAUACUGAAAAUCUGCAAAAGUUUGAGAACUCCAAGUUUAAGAUGCACUUCAGGUUUCCUCGCUAACUUUGAUGCUGAUCUACGUCUUCGGUUUAAUAAAACAUAAGUUGACUUACAUAAACUUUUCCUAUUAUGCUGUUUUGACCCGUAAUGUUUUUGUCACUGAGGAAGUUUUUCAGCGCACUCAGCACUUCGUCAAAGUGGUUUGAAGUCGAGCGUCUUUUUUAUCGUGGGAAAGGCAGAGUUGAUGUUGAGCGGUUUCACUAUGACUUCCUAUUUAAAGCUGCCACCAUCACUACCAUCACCUCCGUCAGUUAAACAUGAGGAGACUUUUCUCUGAAUUUAAAGAGCUGCUGAGGAGUUUCUUCUCUAAACCACAACUUGAAAAAUUCCUCUGAAACGUCGUCUGUGACCGCGUACACACGCACAUCUGCAACGACUGAGUUUAAAGGGGAAGAAAAAGAGAGCGGACGGGAGAGGAAGUCCUCUUUUUUUUUUUUUUUACAACUUCCACUUCUGCAGAUCAGCAUCAGAGUUCAAACUGUGGGCGACUGAGACUGAAAGUUCAACCAAAGAAGGAAAUGAGGAAGAAAUUUCAGACGCCGCUGAUAUGACGACUCCACGUCUUUACUUUAGAAACUGACAGAAGUUUGGUUUCUCUCUUUAGGCUGAGAUUGUCUGUUUGAGGAGCACAGAUGUGAUUUUAUUAUUUAUUUUAGAUUAAAUGACAUAAAUAUUAUUAAGAUUAUGACUUUAUUCGACUUUCUUCUUGUAAUAUUUUGACUUUUAACACAACUGUUGUUCUCGUAAAACUCCGACUUUUUUUCUCUUUAAUCCUUUUUUUUUUUACCCAAAGGCUUAAUUUGUGUUACAUAAAAUCUUUUAACUCCAGAUAUUUUAACUGAACGACGCUUUUAUUUUUGGCAUUUUAAGACUUUAUUACAACAUUAUUUAUGUUAUUUUAAAUUAAACCAAUAUCUGUAAGAUUAUGACUUUUCUACGACUUUCUUCAAAUAAUAAUUGACUUUUUAAUUUUUCUUUCAUCAGAUUAUAAUUUUGGAUUAUUAUUUUUUUUUAUUCCUGUGAGAUUACGACUUUCAGGUCUUUUUCUUUUUUUUUUUUUGUUUUUGUAAAAUUGUGACUUUUUUUAAAGUAACAUUUACCACAACUUUGUUCCUUGUGUUAUGUUUGUUCUAGUUUUUUUACAGCCUUUUUUUUUUUAUUUUAUCACUUAACUUUGACCUUAGCAUCGCUGACCUCUGGAGUCCUUUCUUGAAAUAAAAGAAUUAGGGCUGCAGCUAUCGAUUAUUUUAGUAAUCGAGUACUCUAUCGAUUAAUCUGUCGAUUAAUCGAGUAAUCGGAUAAGAAAUGUUUUGCUCUCACUGUAAUACUUUGCAUUAAAAACCAUCAGUAACACACAAAACUGAAAUAGGCCAGGUCUUUCAAAUGAAUAUUUUUACUGCAUAAAUCAGGAACCAAAAGUUUUACAUUUUACCAUGUAGUUCACAUGAAACUACUGAAGGCAAGGUCUGCAGAUGGUCUUUUAAUUGCUAUGGUAAUGAUCUUUGCAGUUUUCACUAAACCAGUCACAACUAUUUCCAGGCUUUGGAUCUAAUUUUACUUGUUUAAUUAAUAGGCUGAAAUAAUAUAAUUCUUGGAUACUAACAUAAUUUGACAAGCAAAUGUACAUUUAUUCAAUAUAUAAAAGUGUUACAUUUUUAUUUACAUGUUGUUGUGUGUUGGUCAUUUUGCAGCCCUCUGCUGCUCAUCACACGCCUAGCAGGUGGUGUAUAGCAUUAUCACCAUGGAUACACGGAUGUUUGUGUGAUUUUUUUCAUCCACUGCCGCCCGGUUUGUGUCGUGUAGAUGUUGAUUAUGAAAACACUUCGCAAUAAUUUGGAAACGUGAAGGGGGAGCUGCUGCUGCCCGGUGUUUACGGUAAAUAGACGCAAACACCGACCAAGUGGACGCUUCGGUCUCCGAAAACGCCGAGACAAAUUUACAAACAGCCACUAUUUCAAACAACUGGGCUCAUAAUCGUGAUGUAAACACUUACUUUCUCGCUAGAAAAAAUAUUAUUAUUGAAUGAAUUUAUAUAAUUUGUCCGGUAUGCAGUCGUUCUAUGUAGCUUGUGGUAGGACUAUUUAAAUUUUCCCGGCGCUGCGUCCGGCCGGCACGAAAUGCAUUCUGGGGUAUUUAGUAUGUAUGUGUGUAAACGCUCUGGCAGCCGCGGCAUACUCAAAUCAUCUUUGAGUAGUCAGUAGGCAGUAGCUACUGCUUGAGUAGGUAAGUAGAUAGCAGGCAGUAUGCCAUUUCGGACACAGCUUCUGUCUGUCCUCGUUUCCCUCCAUGAUUGAACCAAACGCGCGGCAGCGGAAGGAGCGGAAAGAGCACGCUUCUGCGCAACAGAAAUAACCGUCCGUGUCAAACACCGUGCGCUGCACAUGGUUCCGGAUUUAAACGAUUCCUCGAGGCAUAUAAUUUGCCUCGAGGAAUUUUAUUAAUCGAGUUACUCGAGUUACUCGAGUAAUCGUUUCAGCCCUAAAAAGAAUAGUAACUUGAUUAUUUUCUCAAUUUAAACCAAAGUUUUCCCCGUUUUGACUCAGUCGAUCAACUUUUACCACGUGUGUAAACUCCAUCAAAGUUCACGUCCUGAUAGUCCGGAGGAAAAGACAGUGAAUUAGUGGAAUCUUGAAGUGUUUUGGUUUCAGAAAAACAGGCGUUGUCGUCCAGCGGUCUCUGAGAUAACUGAGGAUUUAUCUCUGUGGAUGUUUAGUCAGUGUAGGUGAAGUAGUGAGGUCUCUGAGUGAGCAGAAACGUCCAUGUUUGGAGGAGUGGAGGAGCUUUAACUGUCAGAGAAGAAGAAGAAGAAGAAGAAGAAGUGGACAUGUGCAGAAAAUAGAGUCAGAGAAGAAGAGAGCGGGUGUGUUCAUGAUAGAGGAGUGAGAGUCCCUGAGCCGCCUCGACACUCCCCACCUCUCUCUCUCUCUCGCUCUCUCUCGCUCUCUCUUGCUCUCUCUCUCUCUCUGGGCUUCCAGAAAAGGGUGUGUCUGCCUGCCUGCUGCUGAAAGGGAGGGAGGGGUCAUUUCACAGCUACUCCUCCCUGCUCUCUCUCUCUCUCUCUCUCUCCCUCUCUCUCUGUUAUUUCUCUCUCGCUCUCAUUCCCUCACAGGCAGCCUCAGGAUCAGGCCUUUUGUUUCUCGGCCUCCUCUGUCUCUCUCUGUUUCUCUUUUUAGUUUUCAUUUCUAUCUUCUCUCCCUCAGACAGAGUCUCUCUCUCUCUCUCUCUCCCCCUCUCUCUCUCUCUCUCUCUCUGUUUUUCGCUGUUUGUGUGUUUACUCCCCCUUCUGGCUGCUCUCAGAGUUUUUAACCCUUUCAGAGGUAAUGUUGUUUGUUGUCAUCUCUGUUUCUUCCCUCCAAUUUCGUUUCCUGUCGUUCUUCCUCUCCUACCUGUCUUCCUAGUUUCCUUCCUUCCUUCCUCCCUUCCUGACUCCUUAUUCCUCCUUCCUCAGAUCUCCUCUUUUCUUCUGCUCAGGAAGUUUCUCUCUCUCUUUUUUUCUACAUUGUUUUCAACCUUUCUUCCUGUUUUUCUGCUCAGCCCCCUCCCCCUCUUUUCAUCUCCCCUUAUCUCCUCUUCCUCUCUCACACUUCUUCUUGUCCUCUCUCUCCUCUCCUCUCCUCGUCUUUUUACUCUCUUCCAUCUGCAAAAGUUUCCUCUUUUCCUCCUUCACAUCCUUCCCUCCUCCUCCUUCGCUCCUCAUCUUUUACAUCAUCUCUCUCUCCUCUUUCUGUAUCUUCUCCCUCUGUCCUUCAUCCACUCCUCUUCCUCAUCCACAUCCUCUUUACCAUUCUUCUCCUCUUCCUCACAUUUUCAUCUUUUCCUCUUUCUUGGUCUCCCCCUUUUUUACUUCUUCUCCCUCUUUUCAUCAUCAUCUUCUUCUUCCUCUCCUCUUUUAUCCACUUUCCACUACUUCUUCUCCUUCUUUCUUCUUCUUCUCCUCCUCUUGUUCUUCUCCCACUUUUUUCCUUCUUCGAUUCCUUCCUUCCUUAUCCUUCCUCUCCACUUUCGUUCUUCUUCCUCUCUUUAAUUCCCCUUUUUCUCAUUUAUUUUUGAUCCUUUCUUCCACUUUUAAUCCUUUUAUUUUUCCUUCCUUCUUUCCUUCUCUUUCUCCUUCUUGUCCUCCUCUUAUCUCACGUUCUUCUUCUCCUCUUCCUCAGUGCCAGUCAACUCCUAAGCAGAAGAAGAGCGCCGCUGGCGGCCAGAAGAAGAAGAGGAGAAGCCCGGCCAAGCAGAGCGCCCUGACCCAACAGCCUCCGCCGCCGCCGUCGUCAUCCCCGCCACCUCAACGGGAGGAGGAGGAGGAGGAGAAGGAAGAGGAGCCGGUGACCAGGACUCGGCCGCCGCAGAAAGAAGAGGAGGAGGAAGCCGGAGAGGAGGAGCGAGAGGAAGUGGCGUCACAGCAAGUGAAGGAGAAGGAGGAAGAGAAGGAGCCGAGAGAGGAGGCGAAGGAAGAGGAGGAGGUGAAGGAGGAGGGCGGGACAGAGAUGCCCUCUGUACAGAUCAAACCAGAGCCAGAGGAGAUGGAGUGCACGGUGAGGAGGAGGGGGAGGGGCUGGAGGGAGGUGGUUGGUUGGUCGGUUGGUUGUAAGAGGGUGGAGGAUGUGUGGGAGGACAGGCGGGAGGAUGGAUGAGAGAGCCGAGGAGGAGGGAGGAGGAGGGUGUGGUUAGGUGUGGUCGGACUCGCAUCACUUCUAAUCAGACGUGUUUGAUCAGGUGGAGCCGCUGAUGUGGAUUAAGAUCAAAGAGGCGGAUUAAUGUGGAUCUUUAUUCUGAUGGUGACUCAGCGAUCAACGGGUGUCACUGAAAACUUCAGAGUUACUCAAACGUUUGACGACGAACCGAGAGAGAGAGAGAGAGAGAGAGCGAGAGAGAGAGAGAGAGAGCGAGAGAGAGAGAGCUUUGUUUACAGGAGCUGAGGGAACUUUAUUUACAUGAAGGUCAUCUGGAGGUCACCUGGUUAACUUGAUUUAUCAGAGGGGCGUCCACUUCCUACUGCGAGGGCGUCAGAUCAGGUCGUGAAGUGUGAGGUCCCUCAGGGGUCACUUACGGGACCUUUUUUGAUUCGCCGUCAUCAUCAACACAUCUUACACUCUUCGCACGACUAAGUUUUUAUCCUCACAUCAGAUAAAAAACUCUGAAAAUAUUUCAGGUGGGCGUGUCGAAGUCAAAACAGACCAAAAAAAUCAACUGUAGCCUUACCUAGAUAGAUAGAUAGAUAGAUAGAUGAUGUGUGGUUCCUCAGGGCUCACCUGUAGGGCCUCUUUAGAUUCACAGUAGACACCACCUCAAGAAAACUUCAGGGUUGGCGAAUCUAAACACUAACAGGCGAGAAAAUUCAUCGCAGUUUUAUCGGACUACUUUUUCGUAAAGUGAAAAGUUUGGGUCUGAUGAGUGGGGUCCCCCACGGCUCACUCUUUGGGCCUCUCCUAAAAGUACAGACUGUCUCAUAAUCUGGUAGACAACAUCUAGAUUCUCAUAGAUUCUACCCAGGAGUAAAUUUCAACAUGUCCAUAAACUCCGUCAGCAGCUGAUCUUUUAACCUCAACUUUACUUUGACUCUUUAACGGCGGCCGGCCUCUGAGUGAAACUUGUGCGAUCUGAGUGAAAACAACAGGAAAUAUUUGUGAAGAUCUACCAUGAAGGAGUGGGCGGUGUGAUGAUAUUUACACGGCGUGGCUGCGUCUCUAAACCCAGCAGAGCAGAACACACAUGUGAAGGAGGAGGAGGAGGACAGAGACAGAGAUCAGGCCGUCGUGGUGUCGCUGGUUUUGAGUGAUGCGUGGAUUAAAAAAACAAACACUCGCUCUUCAUCGCUGUUGAAGCGUGUUGGCAUUUGCUUUUUGAUUUUUUUUUGCAUCUCAAGCAGCAGCUUUGACCUUUCGUUUGUUUUAAUCCUGAGUGACUUUCAGGCAGAGCAUCAGCGAAAACAGACUCAAUGAAACAAACAGAGCAGAGGUCAGAGGUCAGAGCCGAGUUAAAGCGCUCUGACCAGAGUGUGUAUUCAAGGAGAAAGGCUGAAAACCGCCGCUGAGUUUCACCGCGUUUGUCUCCUAAUGACCCCGCUGGUUUUUAGGAUCGAACUAUUUUAGUCUGUUCGUGAACUUUGACACGACUUCCAGCAGAUCCAGGAGUUUUUAUAGAUCAGUCAAAAAUAUAUAAAAUAUGCUGAGGAACAUUUUAACUUUUAAGAGCCAACAGCAGAGAGAGAGAGAGCGUUAUUUUCCACCGCUCUGUGUCCUUUUCAUCAGAUCUACUAAAACAGAAAAAACUCGGGUGAAUUAUCGAUGAGACGAUUUUAGCUGAAGGCGCUGAAGGACAAGAAACAGAAAAACGUCUUUUGUCUCAUUUUAAUAUAAAAAGUCCUAAAACUCUUACUGCUCGGUAAAUCUGCUCCUUUUGUAUUUUCAGUCAUUUAACAGAUAAUUCAUGGAUGGAUGGACUGAUUUAGAAUUUUACUAUCGACUCUCUCCAGAGUCUGUGCAACAUAAAGUUUGUUUUAUAUCGUCCUACAGCAGUAAUUCACAUUAUUUUAUUAAAAAAUUAAUCUUAUUUAUCUUUUUAUUCUCAGAAAUAUGAUGAUCGACCGCUUGAACAAUGAUCAGAUCCUAAAUUCUGCUUUCAGGAGGCGUCUACAGUGUUUAUCGUAUUUUAUCGCAAAGGAGUAAAUACAUUUAAAGAAAGAUCGGUGAAUGUGAUGCACUUGAUUACAACACCAAGAGACUCUACAAAGUAAAGGAGUAGUUAGCUGGAGGUCAUCCAAAAGACCCCAAAGUACAGAGUGGGUCGGUUUACUUGGCGGACAACGGAUUUUCGUUUUCAAAUGAAAAAACAGAAAAUAAACCGUUUUCCCAUUUUUCAUUUUGAUCAUUAAAAUCGGAAAACAAAAAAACAAACUCAGUAUUUAACUUCAAAAUACCUGCGUGGAAAUCUUGUGUUUCUUGUUGAGGUUGUGACUUGGAGCGCGAGGCUCUCGUUCGCACAGAUAAAAAACUUGAUAAGCCAGUGCGCUGUAGUAGCCCGCUUAGCUACGUGCCUAUGUGGCAGCCAUCUUGGUGAGGGCAAUGUUCCCAUUAAAGGGGUUAGAUGUCAACUGAAAAUAAAUAUCAUGCUUAGCUGUUUCCUUGUUUUUGGAUUUUUAUGAUCGCUAUUUUGAAUUAAUAACAACCAUGUUUUGGGUUUUGCCCAAUCAGGAUCAAGCUUUUAAAUCAGUCAGGUGGUUACAAAGAACCUCGGUGAUGUUUUUACCUUUUGUCAGUCGUGUUCAUGAGAAGGAAGAAACUUCCUAACAGUUGAAUUCAUUAAUUUGUUGUAGAGUUGUUGUUUUUGUGUUUUUAUCGUAACUUCUGCAGCUCAGAUCCGUGAACGUAUCGUAGCUGACAGUGGAGGUUUGUGUCUGUAUUCGCCGUUUUAAACGUGACGAGAGUUUCCAGGGUGAUUAACGCUCGUGUUGGCAUUUAACGGUGGAUUACACCCAUAACUUUUAUGCGUUUAUAAUCGUGUUAUUCCCCGCCUCUUGUUCCCCAAAAGGUCACAUUAUGUUCUUGAAAUCGUCUUUAUCGUUCCCUGUAAACCGUCCGACAGAGGAAGUCAAACCCUCUGAGCGUUUGUCUGCUGACUAAUGAGGGACUCACUGAUGGUUGGUGGAUGGAGUUUAUGAAUGAUAAUUAAGUGUAAUCAUAAAUAAUACACACUCUGGGAGUGUUUGCACACUGCUGCGGCGGCGGCUGCGGCUGAGCUGGCGUGCUGCUCCACCUUUGACGUUUCUAUCUCCAGUGUCGGCUCGUUGGUCGCUCCACGCUCUCUGUUAUAGAGGGAGACGGGAGAGGCUACAGAAUCAAGGGUGUGAGCUGUAAUGAUAAGGUGAGGCCCGUCGCCAUAGCAGCCAUUAACCUAGAAAACAGACUGAGCGAGGAAGGAGGGGGUGGGUGGUGUCAGCUGGAUGGGGGAGGACAGGUGAUGUAGGAAGAAAGGAGGAGGAAAAAAACGGAGCGGGAGGAGAAACUGUGGAUAGAAGGAGACGAUCCGAUGGCGAGGACACAAACAAGGCGACAGGAGAGAUUGUAGGGACGGUGGAGAGGGUGUGGACAGAUAAGGGAAAGUGGCGUUGCUGGAUUAUGUCGCCUAGCACCGAGGGGGGGUGGGGGGGGCGGGACUACUGACUCUGUUUUUUAUCGGAGAAGCUUCAAGGCCAAACAGGAAGAGGUUUUUUAGUCUGAGGUUCAGAGAUGUAGGUGGGGAAUGUCGGAGGCUGGUCCGUGCUAACGCUUCAGUAUAAAUAUGGAUGUAGUCGAAGUGACGUCAUCCGAGUAGGGACGGGAAUUGAUCAGAGUUUAUCGAUAUCGAUGUCUUUAUCGAUUCAAUUCUUUAAUGAUUCACGAUUCCCUUUCUCUGAUUAAAAAAAAAAAGUUUUUUACCUUUGACUCAAAAUUUUAUUGAGCCUCUAAAACAGAAACAGACGUCUGACACCUUCAGUGAGAGUCUGAGAAUAAAAUUUGGAGGUUUUUUUUGAUCGGGUCGAGUGUUUCUAUGAACUUGUAACUCAGUUUAACACAUUAUUCUGAAAUCCCAAAGACAGCGCAUUAGUGUGUCACGUCAGUGGUUUUGCUUAGAAGUGAGCAGAGAGGCAGAGAGAGCUGACGUGUGACGGAGAGCAUCAAAUACAUGUGACUCCUUAGAUUUGAUGCCGUGCCCCGUUGACAAAUGUUGCUGGUGUUUCCACCUUUGCGUGUUAUCGCUGCUCAACAUCACUGCUCUGUUGUCGUCUCUCUAAGUUAAAUUAAACCUCGCUUAACAUCGUUUCUGCCGACUUUUCGUACCGUCCGCUCUGUCUCUGUUUCCAUUCGCGUAGACCGGCUCUCACGAGACCGUUUUCAUGACACUGAGAAGAAAGGAAUCGUUAAGAUAAAAUGUAAAUGAUAUCGAUGGAUUGAACCAUGUGGAUCCGGUUCUCAACCAGAGCCGGUUCUUGAUUCCCAUCCUUACACUGAAAAAUGGUGUUCGCCAUGUUGGAAACCCUGAAUCCAGCUCAUUUCCUGCUGGUAUAGAAAGAGCCAAAGCGGUAGAGUUGAGUUUAUAGUCUUGCUGCUUCUGUCAAAUAACUAUUCUAAAUGUAAAAGUACUUUAAUCUGGACUAUGACUGAUAUAUAUGAGCCUCACCUUUGACAUUGGCUCAUCAGAACUCAGUUUUAACUCUCAGACCGGUCAGACACUCAAUCACUUCUCUGUUAAGUCGGCACAGUACUUUUAUUUUCCAUAUCUAAUCAGUUUGAUUCUCCUGAACAACCUGAACCCAAAUCCUAGAAAUCCUCCAAAUCCAGAGCCGACCAUGAGGCAGAGUGCAGACUUGAUCUCUCAUUCGUGAUGGUAUGUGAGAAUGUGGGAUGGGCAGGACCGGCUCGAUUAGGAGGGUGUGGUGCGUCUGGGAGGAGAGAUAGAUGGAAAAGUUAAGGAGGAAGUCGAACACAGGACAGGAAACCGGCUUCUCCUCAUCCCCAGCGGACACAGAUGGCAUUCCUGUACCUACCGCUGUGGUUGGAUGUCAGAUUUCAGAAGCAUCACGGCUAAAUUGUGGCUCCGGGUCACAUAAUCAGGUCAGACUAGAUUUGUUGAGAUGCCAGGUUUGACACACGGAGCUGACGUGGAGAGAGGAAGGAGAGGAAACCCGGAGAAAGAGGCAGACGAGGGUCAUGAUGGAUCUAACCAAGAGGAUUUUAAGAUGUUUCAACUUUAAAAAUCCACAAAGUUACACUAAACCAUGUUCAUAGAUCAUGUAUGUUUUAUAUUUCAGAGCCACAUACUUUUCAUAGAAAGCUAUCAAUCUACUCAGACGAGCGAGGAGGCCAGAGAGACGUCCCCUCUGGCUCUUCAGAGAUGCCGGGUUUGAUUUAGUGGCACAGACUCGAUCUGUUUGGAUUCCUAUCUGUGAAAACAGAUGAAACACAAAAGGCUGUUAAUUUUGUGAAUGGUAGUUUAAUGUGCGGAGUUCCCCCGGGCUCCGUGUUAGGGCCGCUUUUACUCCGCAGUAACAUGUUUGUAUUUUGGCGAAAAUCUGCGACGCAACAUUGAAAAUUCAGCUGAAAACACCAGAUCAGCAGAUCAAGAGAGUCUCUUACUUUUGGUUCUGUUGGUUGACAGAUUCUGCUGAGCGUUUUGUGUGGUCACGACCCAAACUCACAGUUUCUUCAACAGAUUUAUGGCCUCAGAUUUGAUUUAUUUGCUUUCACUUUCAUGUUGUAGCUUAUAAAAUCUUCCAGGUGCAGAUAGUUGGAUACGAUGUGGAUCGAGGGAGUUUUUCGUUGUCGAGAUCGGCCCGUAAACUGACCCGAACUUUUCACCUGCUGAUUGGAAUCAUCUAUCUUUGGUUUGUUUAAUGUCGGAGGAAAAGGCAGAGUUUAUGUGUGUCUUCAAAAAGGCAGAAAGGGUUCGAGGAAAUGGGGGGAAGGGUCCUGCAGAGCCCCACGUAUGUGAGUGUGUGUGUGUGUUGUGUUGUGGCAUGGUUUGGGUUAGUGUGUUAGGGUGGGGGCUGGGUGGAGUUGUAUUGCGUAAGGGAUCAUUAAGCAGAAGGGUGUGUGUGUGUGCAUGUGUGUGUGUGUGUGUGUGUGUGUGCGCUGACCACACCUCUGCGGCUGCCAUGAGCAGAGGGGAGUGGAGUUUUCCUUCCAAAGAUAAAGUCUGAAGGCAGCAGAUCCUCUCGGCCCUCUUCUCAAACUCUUAAACUCAAGUCCAAUCCAACGGUUUUCCUUCUGCUUUAACUCAAGGACGCUAAUUUCACUUUUACUUGAACUCAUUUAGAUCGAGAUUUACCGACAGAGACUCUUACGAGGAAAUUAGUCGCCUGUUUCCACCGUUAAAAGAUCGAUUAUCACUUAAAAGAUCCAAGAAGUUAGUUGGAUCUGCGUGUUACGGCCUCCUUAAACCAAUUUUCAGAAUUUUCUGACAGAGCAGUUCCUCGAGUGUCCACUAGAGGCUGGCUUCAAAAGUACCUUAAACCACACACACACUCAUUCAAAAAAGCCGAUCUUUACAGCAGAAAUUCACACAUUUACAGCCUGAUACAAACAUCAUUUCGGUUCGAUCGGCUUAUUUCUCUCUCCUCGUGCAAGAGCUGGACGAUAAACCGAAAAUUUACUGAUACCGAAAUUUAUGACAAUAACCAACUUCAUUUUGCCCAUAUCGGUAUAUUUAGUGGCAAAAAUUCUGUGUCACUAUUUCACUAAAUUUGAUAAACCAUCACAGAUUUUCCCUGAUUGUCUCUAUAGGAGUAAAAAUAUCCUCGAUUUUUUAGAAACAAUUUCAGAGUUUAUAAAAGAGAAGUUGUCGGUCUAACAAAGCUAGUGGGUUUUACAGUCAGUUAGCCUUCUUUAUUUUAGCGUCUUCUUUCUGCGGUGAUAACCUCAUUGGUUACUUUUGUGAUGCAUCAUUUUUUAAGACAUGCAAAAUAAUGGAAGAUAUCAAUGAGGGAAGUGUCUGACUAGGGCUGGGCGAUAAACCGAAAAUUUACCAAUUCUGAAAUUUAUGACAAUAACCGAUGUCAUUUUGCCCAUAUCGAUAUAUUUGGUGUCAUAUAAAUAAAUGAAUCAAAGUAGGUUUUGGAUGUGUGUAGGUAGGCUAUGGUCUCAUGUCCCUUUAAGACGCUGUCCUAUGUCAGAGACGUGACUCCACCCCAUCCAGUCUGUAACAAAGAGGGAAAGACAGGUGAGGAGAUGGAGGACGGAGAGAAAGUUGUAGCGGCUGGAGUAGACGAAGUUAAUGUGGGAGGGGGUGAGCAGCUGGUGGAGGAGUUAUCGUCCAUUUAUCGUUAUCGAGGUGAACUGAUCAAUAUAUCGUGAUAUUGAUUUGAGGUCAUAUCGACCAGCUCUACCUCUCACACACUACAGGGGAGUUUAACGAACAAAUCAGGACACAUACUCAGCUCGUUGUUUGGUUUUAGAGAGGUGUAACUUUGAAUUAUUCACUUUUUUGUGUUUGUUUGUCAGCUUAUCGUAAAUGUUUUGGACGUUUAAUCUGUCAUUUAGUCUGGAUUGACGUUGAUGAGGCUCUGAUGAUGAACUCUGAUUUAACGACUUCCUGUUAAUCUGUGUGAACUGAACUUUGAGCUCCAUCUGGGGUCACAGCGGUUCUAAGCUGCUGUUAUUGAUGAUUGGCUCCUGAUCUGUGUGUGACGGAGAACAAUGUCCUUUUGUGUGGAUCUGGAUGUGUCUGUGUUUACAGUUUAAAGGUCGACCUGAGGUAAGACUUUCGACAAACUCUCAGAUGGACGUGUGUGAGCCUCACUGUCAGACCUUUCAGUUUAGGAGCGUAAAGCCGUCGUGUUGGAACAGGGACAGCAUGUGUUUGACUCCAAAGUGCAUUUUUAGAAUAUUUUUCCCAUCAGCCCCCUCUUAAAAGGGCGUGAAACGUUAAAUAAUGUUCAAUAACGACCAAUCACAGAGCUUCCUGAAAAUCCGAUCUUUUCUUCUGCUGAGUCUCGGUUUCUCAGCUCCUCCUCAGAGGAACUGAAAUGAUUUUAGGAUGGAGGUGACGGCGCUGGAAGGAGGUCAAGUUUGUGUAGAAGUUAGCGGCGGACACACACACACACACCUCACUCACGCGCACAAACACACACCUUUAUCUCCUCCUCCCAUCUUUCCUCCACUUUCUCUUUCAAACUUUCUUUCUCUCUCUCUCUCUCUCUCUCUCUCUCUCUCUCUCUCUCACCCUAAUAGGAUAUGUCGAGGGAGGCUCUGCUUCCGCUCGCCCCGUCGCCAUAGCAACCACGGCUCUGGCGGGAGUUGCCGAAAAGGCUGUGUAUGUAGCCUGACCCCUCCCCCUCCUCACUCCUUCUCCUCUUCCUCCUCCUCCUCCUUCCUCUUCUUCUUCUUCUUCUUCUUCUUCUGCUCUUCUUCCUCCACCUUUACAGACCAGCCUCCCUCUCUCUCCUUCUCUCUCUCUCUCUAUCUCAGCCAAAGGCGACACAAACACACACACACACACACACACACAAACAUCCUGAAUACCUGCCAGCACAGCACAGUGAAUAGCUCCAUAAUCUCUCUAUGUCUCUCUCUCUCUCUCUCUCUCUCUCUCUCUCAUAUAUAGACAAAAAUACACAAUGAGGCCCUCUGUGCGUGUGUGUUUGUGCGUGUGUGUGUGUGUGUGUGUGCGUGCGUGUGUGUGUCACUGAUGUAUGCACAUAAACAAGUCAGUUGUCCUCCAGCAAACAGGAGCACUCAUGCACAAAGACAGGCCAUGACACAAACACACACAGGCAUGUACACACACACACACAUGCACACACACUCUAUCACACACACUCUAUCACUGUGUGUGUGUGUGUGUGUGUGUGCAUGUGUGUGUGUGUGUGUGUGUGCAUUAGACAUAAGAGGUUAGAGGCCUGUUUGCUGUGCUUUUGCCAGGAGCACUUUGCAAGCAUGAGUGUUAGUCAGUUUGUGUGUAUUCAUUGUGUAGUGAAUUUCACGUCUGUGUGUGUGCAUGUAUGUGUGUGUGUGUGUGUUCAGUCCAUUCAGCGGACGGCAUGCUGAAAUGUUUUGGAUGCAGGCACAGAGAGAGAGAGAGAGAGAGGGAUGAUGAUGUUGUGGGGUGAAGAAAGGACGAUUACAGUGCAGAUCGUGGUGAUACUGAUGCGGCUCCCUCUGCUGGUGCAGGAUGAUGAUGUCAUUGUUGGCAGCCCACUUUCCUCGCAGUGAGGCGUCCAGGAAGUAAAACGCAGCAGCUGUUUGAGGGGCACAGGAAGCAGAGGAGACUCUUUUUGUGUUUAUUUUUAUAUCGGAGUAGAUUUGUUAACUCAGAGGUCGACAGAGUCCUGAAUCUCUGGAUCUACUGAAGCUCCAGGGGGACAUGGAUGGGAUCGGAUAAUGUCGGGGUCACUUUCUGUUAAUUUUCAUGAUUCUGCGCUCCAAAAUCUCUUUUUUUUUAAUCUCAUACAGGCGUCCAUGAAAACCCUCAUGUCAGCACUUUAAAGGGAUAUUACAACGUAAAAUUAAUUUAGGGUCAAAAACACCGUAACACCGAGUUAGACCCCCCCUCCAGAGAUGAAUGUUGCCGACCGCUUACUUCUCUAGUUAUACCAACUUUAGUAACGACCGCAGGAUAGAAAUACAGAGAGCCACGCCCUCAACCAAAACGCCACACUAUAGCCACAAAUAAUGCUCAGAACAGCACCUAACUUCAUCAACAGGACAUAUAGGGUCACAGACAUAGUACUAGACACCAAACAUCUUUUUAACUUUGACUCAUUUCUUUAGCAAAGAGACUAAACACAACUCACCUACUCUCUUCCAGCAGACGCUUGUUCGUAGUGAGACCUCAGGCCGGUCCAUUACAGACUACAGCGGGGUGCCGCAGCUCAAGGAAGAACAUUUAUGAUCAUUUCUUCAUGGAAAUACAAUCAGACUGAGAUACUAAGGCAGAAGAACUACCGCGUCUGUAAAAUGAUUAAUAUGGUGAUUAUUACUUCAAGGAAAUGAUAAAGAAAUGAUCAUAAAUGUUCUUCCUUGAGCUGCGGCACCCCGCUGUAGUCUGUAAUGGACUGGCCUGAGGUCUCUACAUACAAACGGCUGCUGGAGGAGAGUAGGUGAGUUGUGUUCAGUCUCUUUGCUAAAGAAAUAAGUCAGUAGUUUGCACUCCAUCGUUUUCAGAAACUCAGACUUUAAAAAGUUCCUCUUUUCUGUCAAACAUGAAAUAUCUGGAGUCGUUUUGUCCUUAAAGGUUAUCCUGUAACUGACCUGAGUAAAGUAAGUAAAAAAGAACAACAUAAAACAGGCAGUAAAUGCGGUGCACCUGUUUCCAACACUAACAGACUGUUUCCUGAGUGAAGCGGAGGUGUUUCUGUUGAAAGUCUGUGGUUUUCCAUUUAGAAAAGGUGAUGAUUUAGAAAUAAUGGAUGGGUCAAUAGACCCGUUUCAACACGGCCCGUUGUUCAAUGAGUGAAUAGACGGAGUUAAUGCUUCUCCGCCCUCUACAGUUUUGUGGCUCAGAAAUACAAAUACAAAGGCUUUUAAUUUGUAAAGUCUUUUUUCAGGCUGUCAGUGUCGUACUUAACUCUCAAUGCUCACGGUUUUACCCCGUCCUUGAGAAACGUGUCAUUUUGGACAGACACGAUGAUUUCUUCACAAAGCAGAGAAAAGCUCGUCUCCAGCCCGAGAGAUAUCAUCUGAAAAGAAAUGAGAGGAACUGAUUUUCUCUCAUGUGUGUGCGUCCAUUAGUGCAGGAAUUUCCUCCCUUAUUGUUUACGAGGAAUCAUCUGAGGACAGGAGCGACGAGCCGGGAGCUUCAUCGAACUGUUUUGACCCAUGAACCAGUGAGAGGCUGUCUCUCCUCACGCCCACACCGUCUGUCUGUCUGUCUGUAUAUUCAAGAGCUGGAUGUGACGAGUUCAGGCACAUUCUCCAGGGUCACGGGGAUAAAAAUGACCUGUACAGCAGGUUCGAUCAAAGCUGACGACAGGGAGAGAGUUUAAUCCUUAAAACACAAAAAAGAAUUCAGAACGCUGCCAGUCACACACUUCGAUAUGUAAUUAUGAUCUUAUUCACACGUGUCUCUCAUCCUGCUUUAACUGAUGAUGGUUUCUUGUUGUUUUUAUUCUGUAAUGAGACUGAAGGAGAGGAGGCGGGGUGUUUGGGUGUAGCAGACAUGUUAAAUCGCUGUAUUUCCACCUUUAAAAUCUUAGUUUCAGUUUAAAUUCACAGGAUUUCUUUGUUUAUCUUUUGUUUCCUCUCAAACUUAAACUUUUAGUGAGUGCUUUUAUGAAGCAAAACUGCAUUUUAAGGCUGAUUUGGAAGCGAAGUUCGUCAUUAAAGUCAGGUGGACUUUGCUGCGAGGUCAGAUUAAGGCCAGCCGUGUUGGCAUGCGGGAGGAGCAGGUUACUGAACACCCAGGAAAUCAGCAGUGGCAACUCCUGUUAGAUAACAUCAGCGUUAGCGCCCGCUAACAGACAGCCGGGCCGCUAACAGGUGGGUGAGCCAGAGAGAGAGAGACAGGGAGAGAGGGAGGGAGGAGGGAGGGAGGGAGGGAGCGGUUGGUGUUUCACCAGGGUGGGUCAGGCUGUGAGGGGUGGAGCUGCAUGUGUGUGUGUGUGUGUGUGCGUGCAUGUGUGUGUGUGUGCUGGGCGGGGCUGCAUGCUUCAUUGUUAAUAUCUCCCCCAGCUGUUGUGUUUUUUUUGCACUCAGUCUUUAUUAUAUCGUCCAUAUCCAUGUUCAUGACACACACACACACACACACACACCAGAUUAAAUUGAAUUUUAAUAGUGUUUAUCACAGAUGACAUUGGUGCACACACACACACACACCCAGGAAAUCAAUACCAAAGCGGCCUCUCCCUUUCUUCCUCUUUUCCUCUCCUCUCCUCCUCCUCUUCCUCCUCUCUCCUCCUCUCUUCCUCUCCCCUCACCUUUAGCAGUCAGUGUAUUGUUGUCUCACCUCGGGACCUAUCGAUUUCCUCCUGCAGAAAGAAACAACAUCAGUGACUCGACCUGUCGGCUCAUUAGGCCUCGAUGGCGUUCAGUUUUCUUUCUAUUUGCGCCGCCGUCCUUCCUCUCCUUCAAACAUCAUCACACCCUCCCUCUCAGUCCGGUGAAGUUGCAGUUAGCUAACCGGGUCUGUUGUCAGUCCCCUGUGGUAACGUCUGUGCAGAAACUCUCGGCCCUUUCCCAAGAACUACCCAGGAACUGAAAGUCAUCUUUGCAUGAAGAAGAUAGUUGGCGAUAGAAAUCAGAACCACCGUUGAGUUUGCAUCUGCAACUUUACUCAGCUGUUUGGGAUUUGCAUGACUUCUCUACGCUUGAGAGAUCUUUGCCUCAUCUUCGUCUGAUGCUGACGAUAAAGAGCAUUUUUUAAGACCUGACUAUUGAUCCGCGACCGCCGUCUAAUCUAAAGAGGCGGGGUCUCUUCAAAGGCAGCGAUAGUUUCUUGUUUUAGAAGUUGAACUAGUAAAAGUUUGAGCAAUCUGUCCAACCUUAAGUUUGCAGAGUUUCUGAGAUUGGAAAGAGAAGUUGCAAAACUCUUAUUGUUGCAGAAUCUGUUUUUACACGUGAACAAAACUCCUGAAAUCUUGUGUGAAUAAAAACAUGAUUACACCCAGUUUAUUAAAGAUAGCUGCUCCGAUCAGAGUCUCUCAUAUGAGCUAAAUCUGAUGUUUUCAGAAAACUGUCGCCUCGCUCUCAUCCUGUUUCUGCAGAUGUUUUUUUUUAUGUGUAACUCGUGCACACAGCCUGACUGUGAUAUCUCUUUAACCUUUUAUAAAAUCAGGAUAGAUAAAGGAUUGAAAAAGCUCAAACAUGUUUGUUUUAUUGCUGCGUUUCUGCUGCUGAAGAUGAACACUCACAGGCCUCUCUGGGCACAGAAGGAAACUGAUAUCAGCCGUAACUUCUCCUCCAUAUUUCGUCCAACAUGAUUAAAGUCUUCUGGACAGAUUAGGUCUUUCUCUCUCUCUCUCUCUCUCUCACCGCUGCAGUCACAGCUGCUCUCCGCUCCCAUUCAGCUCAGAGAUCACAUGAAUUAACUGCAAGGCGAAGACUGGGUGACCCAUUUUAUGGAGGAGCAGAUGAACUGAGGAGUGAAGCGAGAGGGAAACAGAGAAGUCUGCUGAGCUGCGGCUUAGAGACGGGGUUUUUUUGUGAUGUUGUAUUCAGACAGGUCAGCGUUUGGAGGUGGACGGUUGGCGGAUUGUCCGAUUGUUGCAGAGAUGGUUAUUUUAUACAAUGCAGUGAUGGAGAAACAGAGUCAACACGACAUCCUCGACCCCGUGAAGACUUGAAAACCGUUAAAAGUCGAUCUAAACUCAAACAGCUCAGACUCUCAGUCUUCAUGCGACGCUUCAUACAUGGAGUGAAACAUUGGAGUCUGAGCUGGUGGCUGCAGACCGGCCUUGGGAGAUGGUUUUUUAUUAUUUUGCAUAAUCCUGUUUGAGUUGGUCUAAAAUAAGAAGCAUCAAAUCUCAGGCUUUACUCACAAAGCUCAAGAUUUGGGGUGUUCAGAUAUCCGGAUGCAGGAUAAAAGUGUUUCAAGUUAUUUAUUAUUCUCUUUUUUACACAGACGGUGCUGUAGUAGUUUUUUUCUAAAGUGUGGUUGUCGUCCCAUUAGGAUUCACAAAUCCUCUAUUGGCAGCAAACGGCUGUUAAAAAAAAGUCCAUAUGAGAAAAUAUGUGAAGUGGCUGCAGAGAGAAAAAUCCAACUCUAAGUCAGGUUUAAGUUAGUCUCAGCUCUGGACCGGGUUCACAUGCCCCACAAGUCAGGAGUGAAACUUUCUUUACUGUGACAGAGGAAGGAAGUUUCAUGAUAGGGCUGGGCGAUAAAUCGAAAAAUUUAUGACAAUAACAGACGUCAUUUUGCCCAUAUUGGUAUAUUCUGUGACAAAAAUUAUGUGUCACUAUUUCACUAAAUUUGAUAAACCAUCACAUAUUUUCCCUGAUUGUCUCUAUAGGAGAAAAAUAUCCUCGAUUUUGCAGAAACAAUUUCAGAGUUUAUAACGGAGAAGCUGUCGGUCUCACAAAGCGAGUGGAUUUUACAGUCAGUUAGCUAGCCUUCUUUAUUUUAGCGUCUUCUUUCUGCUGGGAUAACCUCAUUGGUUACUUUUGUGAUGCAUCAUUUUUCAAGACAGAAGAUAUCAGUGAGGGAAGCGUCUGGAUAGGGCUGAGCGAUAAACUGAAAAUUUACCAAUACUGAAAUUUAUGACAAUAACCAACGUCAUUCUGCUCAUAUCCGUGUCAAAGAAAUCAAUGAAUCAAAGUUUGUAUUUGGAUGUGUGUAGGUAGGCUAUGGUCUCAUGUCCCUUUAAGACGCUGUCCUACAUCAGAGACGUGACUCCACCCCAUCCAGUCUGUAACAAAGAGGGAAAGACAGGUGAGGAGAUGGAGGAUGGAGAGAAAGUUGGAGCGGCUGAAGUAGACGAAGUUAAUGUGGGAGGGGGUGAGCAGCUUGUGGAGUAAUUAUCGUCCAUUUAUAGUUAUCGAGGUGAACUGAUCGAUAUAUCGUGAUAUUGAUUUGAGGACCUAUCACCCAGCCCUAGUCCUUGCCCUGUUUCAGUUCCAUCAAAUUCUGUUUUUAUCGACAUUUACUCGGCCUCCCGGCUCUUUUAGGAUAGCGGUUGUAUAUCUGGACCACCAGAAUCUGAUAGAGCUCUGACUGUUUAAAUCUGUGACUGAGGAGCGACAACAUUUGAGGACCUAUCGCCCAGCCCUAAUUCACGAUGAACUCAAAGAAUUGACUCAAACAGAUUCAUAAACUGACCGGAUCCUCUCAGUUUAAGUAAAACUCUCUCUUUCUGUGUCGAUCAUCCGAACAGACUCUGUUUUGUUCGGUCUCCUGAAGCUUUAAACUCUCUCUUAAAAAUAUAGAAUUACAGUUUAAUCAUCUGAAAUGUCGUCUGAAGACACUUUUCCUCCUCAGCGCUGGAUAAUGAGCUCCUUUUGAAGCUAAUCGCUCUGUCCUCCUAUCAGAAAGUUUCUCUCCUCUCCUCGUUUUUUCCUCCUCACUCAGUCUCUCUGAUCGCAGAUCUCACAGGAGUCCAGCGAGGCUUUUUCUUCUCCAUCUUUUCCCACCGUGUUCAGCCUCCCAGCAUCCUCUUUUUCUUUUUUGGGGGGAUUUAGUCAAAAAAAACAAAAGUGGGUUUAAUCCGAGCUGCAGAGAAAAGAGGAAAAGAAAGAGAGAGAGCAGGAGAUAAUGGAGGGAAAGGAGAGCGAGUGGGUGGAAACGAGAGCUGGCGAGAGAUGGGAGGGUGAGGCGGGUGUGGUUAGCUUAGAGGGCGAGGGAUGCUGGAGGGGGAGAAAGGUGAAGGAGGGCGUGGUCAGGACGGAGAGAAAGGAAAUAAAGGGUGGAGGAGGUGAUGGAGAAACAGACUGGGAGGAGAAAGGAAGGGAAGGGUGGCGGAGGUGGAGGUGGGUGGGGAACGAGUGGAAAACAUGGAGUCAGCUGAUAGCUCCCAGUUUCCAUGGCAACGCUGGGCCUUUCCCACCCACUCUCUUUCUCUCUCUGUGUCUCCUCUGCCUCAUCCACUCCCUCACUUCUUUCACACUUCAUCCUUUUCUUCUCAGGUUUUAUCUCCUUCUCUCUUUUCCACCCUUCCUCUUUGGCGUCCUUUCCUGUCCCCUUCUCUCCUUUCCUCAGCCAGGUCGGGUUUAUAUUUGUCUUCACUUUAGCGAAGUUCUGCAAAGGUUCAGACAGUUUUUCGGACUUAAAUUCUGGUCUCUGUGUAAAUCAGAACCAGGAUGAUGGACGGCGUUGUGUCUCUCCCCGUCCGUUCAUGUAAAUCAGAGCGAGAUCAGAUGAUAACAGUCGUGUUGUUUUUGUCGACCUGUUUUAAUUUUUGUUUUGUUUUUAGUUUUUAUUAGUUUAAGUCAUGUUCAAACUCAUUUUUGUUAAGUUUAAGUCGACUAAAACUCUGAGCAUUUAAGUCUAUUUUAGUCAGAAUAACCCAAGACUGUUUUAGACUAUUUUAAUCUAGUUAAAGUCAUAAUAAUCCAUGAGUAUUUUAGUCUAUUUUAGCCCAGUUUAAGUCACAAUAAUUCAUGACUGUUCUAAUCUAUUUUAGUCUAUUUUAGUCAUCCAUUCAAGAUGUGGAAGAUACUCUGAGCAGACGGCUCACACACAAGCUAGACACACACACGUGCACUACACACAUGCGCUAAGCUGGACACACACUACACACAUGUUAGUCACAGGAUACACACGUGAAAAUGAAGAGACAUUUUAACAGAGUUUUUAUUUCAUGAACCAUAUUUAGUCUCGUUUUUAUUCAUCAACAAUAUUACAUUAUAUAUUUAGUUAUAGUUAUCGUCACAAGACCACCAUUUACAUUUUGUCUCGGCUCGUUUUCGUCACGUGAUAAAGGUUCGUUGACGGCGAUGUUUCGUCAUAAUUUUCGUUGAUGAAAGCAGCUCUAGAUAACAGGCGGGGAGAGCAGCAGCAAAGACUCCGUCAGUCAGACAAUAACAGAAUUAAAAAAGAGCUCAGGUUUGAUUUUGUCUUUGUUUCUGUAUUUCACUCCAAACGUUGCAGAAACAUCUUUCAGAGAAGACUUCCCAGCAUGCAUAGCUGCUUAAAUUCAUCCGUCAGACUCCGUAAAUAAAACCUGUAUGGUGCUAAAACAUGCUAAACAAGCUAACAGGGUUAUUAGCGUGUGUUUUCUUCACUGACUGUCUGCAGUCGGUUGUUUAUCAGCCGUUGUGUUUGUGCCUUCACCCUCCUCCGUCGCUCAGCCCAGCCUCCAGCUGAACUGUGUGAACCGAUAAAAGGGCGUAGCUGAGUCUCCACCCAACUCCUCCUCACCCAGAGCCAAGCUACGCUCAGCUCAGCUGGAAGGAGGCCAAGAUCUGGACUGGAGGCUCGCUGCUGCUGCUGCUGCUGCUCCCUCUCUUCCACUCCAAUUCGUCUUCCUCUCCACCCCCCUCUCUCUCCCUCUCUUUGAGUCAGUACCAGUCUGUCUCUAUACCCAUCCACCUCUCCUCUCUCUCUCUCUUGCUCUCUCGUUCUCUCCCCCCUCUCCUUCUCCUCCACCUCCCCCCUGAGUGUCCCACACAGCAGCCAUUGUUCCCCCGUGCUUUUCGAGCUCCAUGCCAGCUGAGCCCUGGGUGGCUGGAGAGGCGAGCAGGGUGCUGAGUUUCUGUGAAGAGCGGAGAAAAACUAGGGCGUAGCACCAAGUGUGGCUGAAGGAUGAAGCGGUCCCUCAGCAGAUGGAGUCACUUUACUCCACUGUAGAAAAACGAUUGAUGAGACACGAUCGCAGAAGAUUGUAAAUCGACAUUUUACACUGAGUGAUAAUCUUUAUUUCACGACCCAAACUGACGCAGAGUUCAGUACCGAUAACCUCACAGCUUCAACUUCAGGGACCUUCUCAGGGAAGACCCUCCUUUAUUCAGCAGAACAGACAGACUCUGAAGUGGAAAUCACCACAUGGAGAGGUCAACUCAAGACUUAAGACGUCGUCCUUUCAACAAAGAGUAGGAAAUCAUAGAUGCUGCAUCCUCAGUUUUAAAGAGUAGAGGGUCCACCUGACCUGUUCUCAGCAUCCCUGACGGUCUGGGAAUCAUCUGUGACGGCCCCUUUAAAGGGAUAAUCCCGUGAAAAUUAAUUUAGGGUCAAACUCACCGUAACACUGAGUUAGACCCCACCUCAGAGAUGAAUGUUGUCGACCGCUUGCUUCUCUAGUUAUACCAACUUUAGUAAUGACCGCAGGAUAGAAAUACAGAGAGCCACGCCCUCAACCAAAACGCCACUCUAUAGCCACAAAUAAUGCUCAGAACAGCACCUAACUUCAUCAACAGGACAUAUAGGGUCACAGACAUAGUACUAGACACCAAACAUCUUUUUAACUUUGACUCAUUUCUUUAGCAAAGAGACUAAACACAACUCACCUACUCUCUUCCAGCAGACGCUUGUUUGUAGGGAGACCUCAGGCCAGUCCAUUACGGACUACAGCGGGGUGCCGCAGCUCAAGGAAGAACAUUUAUGAUAAUUUCUUAAUCAUUUCCCUGAAGUAAUAAUCACCAUAUUAAUCAUUUUACAGACGCUGUAGUUCUUCUGUCUUAGCGUCUCGGUCUGAUUGUAUUUCCAUGAAGAAAUGAUCAUAAAUGUUCUUCCUUGAACUGCGGCACCCCGCUGUAGUCUGUAAUGGAAAGUUUAGAAUAUUGCUGUCCAAACUAUUAAAUUAUACCGGUUCAAGAAACUGUCCUGAGUUUUAGGUUUCCUUGAAGUGGGUCAAACAUGCUCGGUUGAUCAUGCUCCGUGUGAACACGUUGACCUGGUGGGCGGGCCUGUCGUUCUGGCGAAGCAAAAAGCUCCAACAGCUGACUCUCAGACCUUUGCUGGUGUCAAUAAGAUCGGUGGAUAAAAUCAGUUUCAUAUGUAAGGAUCAGCUGAUCACCAAUCCCCCAAAAUCGAGGAAAUUGGUGCUGAUCAAUCGUCUGGCCGAUUUAUCGGUGCAUGUUUAGUCUCUUUUGCUCUUGUGUUUUUGUCAGCAGGUCAGCGUCACUUUAAUAACCCUUUUCUUUGUGAUUUAAUCAACACUAACGUUUGACUUAAGAGUGUAAACUUUGGUAGUUAGAAAACAAUCUGAUGCAACGAUCAAAACAGGAAGUGUAAGGGUAUCACAACGACGCCAGCGCUCUCAAAGUCUCUGUUUCUGUCCUGAAAUGUCCCUCAGUGUCGGUCCAGAUCUCCGGUCUGAGCUCUUCUCUUUUCUCUCUCCCUCCCUCCUCUCCAUCAGGCCGAUGUUGGUGAUGACUGCUCACAGCCCACAGACCUGGUCAAAGUGAAGACGGAGCCUUCGGUGUGUAAGACAGAACCCUGUUCGCCCCAACCGAGUCCCUCAGAGGACCAGACGGAGCCCGUCGACCUGUCGCUCAACAAACCCCGCUCUUCAACGCUACCUUCUUCUACGACGAGCACCACGGUCAACCCUGCGCCCAGCGGAGCCGUGACCCAACCCGGCCUGUCCGCCACACCCGUCCCCUCAACAGUACAAUCCAUAGGCUCCAUGGUAACCUCAAACUCCACCCAUACAGCCCUUUAGAGCAUGCUCAGUUGAGUCCCAGUGCUGAAUAACCUCCUCCUCUCACAGGUCCUCUCCCCGGGGUCCAUCCUGGCCACUCAGGGGGCCGGGGGCCAGCAGAUUCUCCACGUCAUCCACACCAUCCCCUCCGUCAGCAUGCCCAGCAAAGUGGGCCAGCUGCAGACCAUCCCCGUGGUGGUGCAGUCGCUGCCUGUCGUCUACACCACCAUGCCCACCGACGGCGUCGCCACGGCAGCCAUCACGGUGCCGCUCAUAGGCAGCGACGGGCGCUCAGAAGGAUCAGGUGAGUGAGAACGUCACGUGUCUCGUUAGUUAAGACCCCCACAUUAUUAGGCACUGGUUUGGUUCUGUUGGCAGAGUAGGCGCCCCAUGCACGGACCCCCCCCAACGUUCCUCGGUCUUCCUCUGGAGCGGUUUCUCCGUCUCAUCCCAAAGAGGGAACACAAACACUCACAGAUGCUGCUGGAUAACUGAAAACAGUCUCCGUCUCUGACCGCCACGCCCGCCAUUGUUCUCCGUGUUUUGUCGCUCUCUCCCACUCUGUCAUUUUCGAGGAGCUCUUGGUCUUGAAGAAACAAAGUGUUUCUCAACAGGGAUGCUUCAGUUUGUGGUUAGUGUGUCAGACUCGCCCUCUGUUUGCCUUCGUGUCUAUAUUUAUCUAUCUCAGCCUCUUCGUUCAUCACAGAUGAUUAAUACAGACGAGGAACCGAAGGACAAACCAGGAAAUGAGACCCGAGACACCCAUGAGGACGUCUUCUUAGCUCAUUCAUAACAGGACCGAGGCGCUGGAGUCGAUUUUUGAUGGGCGCCUCGUUUCUGUAGAUUUACAAUCCUAAGAGAUCGUUUGCAUUGAACACUAGAAGUGAGUUCAUCUAGUUAUUCACAGAUCUACAGCAGACGUAAACUAACAAGAGUGGAAAUGAAGCUCAAUCUCCACCUUCAUCCUGAUCGUCUCCUAAAAGGUCGUAUCCUCCGAUCGUAGCUGAUCGUAACCAUUCAAGUUAACGUGUCAAUUUACACCGACUUCUUUCUGGACGCCGGAGCAUGGCGGAUAAAUUCAGCACAGAUUAACCCGUGCUGGAAAGGAAGUCAGGCACAGACACAAAAUAAAACAUCCUAAUAUGUCUGUGUGUCUGUCUUUAUAGAGACAACUCGUUAUCGUGCGAUCGAACGUGAAUCCGUGGGUUUUUGUGAGUUCUCGUGAUUACCGCUGUCUGUAAUCCACCAUGAAAUUCGCCUCACAAACGGAUCUAGUAGGAAAAGCGAAGCCAGUCCGGAUGUGGCGAAAAUUGGGGGUUAUCUACGAAUCUGUGAACAUCGGCGUGAGGUACAGGGUCCAAAAGUAAAACCCACUUAGCUAAAGGCGGGCUGAUUUACCAUGUGGUGAUUUCAUGUCAGAAACCUGCAAAUACUGGAGCUAGAAUAGACGUAGAGUUAAAAGAUAAAACACACAAACAUGAUGCUACGUACCAUGAAGGCGACUCGCUGAGUUAUUGAUCAUUAGCUUCUACGCUAAGUUCUGCUCCUGGCGGCCGCAGUGACCUCUUCCUGGCAGAGCGGUUCACCAUGUUUGGAUGAUUUAAUCUGAGAUCUUUGUCUCUGAAGCUCCAGCUCUUCCCGCCCUCACUAUUUCAGGAGCGCCUUCAGCAUCCUGAGCUCUCAGGGUAACGGUGAGCGUCAUCUGUCUCUGAAUAAACACUAAAAAGAGAGAAACUCGACAUUUGCUCAGGCGGGCCGCUGAAAACAGGUCUCCACCUCUUUGACAAACGGCUCUGAAGUCCCUCUGUACAGUCAGAACACCUCGGCGCAGCCCCGACUCAGGAAUGUAAACAGUCCGAGGAAUCCCGCCCCCCCCGCUCUCAGACUGUCUGACCUCAUCAGCGGAUGACGUCUGCGGCGUGCCAAGACUUUACAUCAUCUCCCUGCUUUACUUUCAGAAACUCCCAGAGACGAUGUGUUAAUAAUUUCAUCCAAACGUGAGCAUCACAGAUUUAUUUUUCUCCUCUUAUUAAAACAUUCAAAAUAAAAGACUCUUCUUAUACACUUCUCACUCUUCUACCCCCUGAAGAGGCUUCAAAAAUUAAUUUUACUCUGUUUUAUUACCUGCUAAAAGCUCUCAUGGCGGCUCUAACUAGACCAAUAAACCGUCUAUGAGUGGAGCCGGACAGGUCGGUCUACAGGGGAGAGGUUUUCAGAGUCCACCGUGCAGAUAGAAAACUGUUUAUUCAGUAUUUAAGAGGGAGAGUCUGACCCCCUGAUUUAUGUUGACAUGCAACAUCCAGACUAAGGCUGCACGAUAUUGGAAAAAAAUAAUAUUGCGAUUUUUUCAACCCUGCGAUAUAUAUUGCGAUAUUAAAAAUACACUAUUUUCACUAGAUGAAUAGCACUUAAUGUUAUACUGCACUGCUGAAAUCUUGAGGACAGUUAAUCUGCUCUGAUCUUACCUCUUUUUGUGAAUGUUAGUAGAACGGCUUCUGUCUGUCUCAGAGAUAUUUUUAACUUGUAUUGUGCUGGGACGUUAUUGUGGAAACAGAUGAACACAGAAGACGUGUUUUGGUCGACAUCAUCCUUCUUUUAACCGAAAUAAUUCCAGAUAACUGACUUUCCUUUUCUUUUUGGCAACAAAUCUUCAUUUUCGUUGGUUUUCGCUUGUUCGUUGCUCAUUUUGCGAUCGUUGUUGUUGUUGUUAGCGGUGUUGUGCUGAGAAACGCAUGUCCUCCGAGAAUUGCAUGCACCUCGCAAAACGCGCACCGAUUAUAGUAGAGUGGUCCACGGAAAUGUACAAUUUAAAACCCAUCCAGUUCUUAUUUGUUGGGCUUAACAGUCAUGAGUAAAGUUCCGAAAGUAAUUCUCAGCGGACACACGUCUCCUUCCAUGUGCAGAACAUGUGCAGGGGUGGGUUUCCUCCUCUCUGAUUUUGAUUGACAGCUGGCAGGGUAGUCUGAUUGGCAACUGAGAAGUGAGUCUGAUUGGCAACUGAGUUAAGGACGAAGGUGAUUGGUGGAUCGCUGCACAGCACAUGCAGAGUCACAUGGAGUGUAUCUCAGUCGGUUACCCUUGAAAUUAACUGAGUUCAUUCACCUCCAAUAUCGCAGGCUCUGCGAUGUGACUAUCGCACACACGUACAUCGCGAUGACGAUGUUCAAACGAUAUAUCGUUCAGGCCUAAUCCAGACAUGACUCUGUAGUGGAAGUCCUGCGCAGGCUCUGAAUGAACAAUGCAGAGAGGGAACCAGGUCUAAACAUGAUCCAGAAACGCGUGUCCUGUGGUCUGACUCAUGAAAAUAUGGCGCCACAUCCUCCGCUCAGUGAACUGUCCUGAGGUCUGAUGGAUCUACAUGUAGCACUCUUUAAACGAAGAACUGGAAAUCAUAGAUGCUGCAUCCUCAGUUUGAAACAAUAUCUCCAGGUUUAGGAUCAACAUCUGCGUCCAUCCAGACAAGGACAUAGCUCUGUAGGAGAAGAGUCCAGGUCUGAUGCGGUCCUGACUCAUUUGAUCGGUUAUCUUUGCGCUAAAUAAAAUCGAGGGUCUGUUUGACUCUGAGUUUUCUCUCGGUGACAUAUUUACCAGAUGGUUGGAGAACUCGAUCUGACUUCUGCGGCAGUUUCAAGUGUCCCGCUUCACUAACGUAAUGUAAUAUGAUUUAAUCUGCUAAGUAGAGAGGUGGAGGUUCAGCGGCCUGUGAAGGAGACGCCUUAUCUCCUCGUCAAAACUGAAGUUGGAGGAGUUCUGUACGAGUCUAAUAAUUCCUGUCUCCUCCUGUACGUGCUGACUUAACAAGCAGGAGGAGGCUGAUCUCCUCUGUUCAUGUGUGUGGGAGGAGGAAAGGUAGACACAGAUGAGGUAAGGGUGUGGGGGAUGGUGAGGAAGGAUGAGGAGGAGGAGAGGGUGCAGGGGUCGAGAGGAGAGGAGAUGGGUCGCUCUGCUUUUGAAAGAGAAAGACUGUCAUGGAGGACGAGGUGGAGGGGGGAUGAUUGUCUGCUGAGACAAAGAAGACUUCUUUUUGGUGUGUGACCCUCUCUACCUCACACACACACACACACAGAGAAACACACACACUUAUAAAGCUACUCCACCCAAAUUCCUUGCGUCACCCUCCCGACCACACCGCCCCCUCCUCUUACCUCGCUCUCGCCAGCCUGGGUGGACUUUGACCAGUAUGGCCGCCACAUUCCUGCAGAAACAGGAGGCGGGGAGAAUCUGACUAAUCUGUUACAGUCAUGAUAUUUUAAUUCUGACCCGUUUCUGCUCCUUCGCUUUACUCGUGUCUUUAGUGAUGCAGUUUCUGAUGAGAGAGAGAGAGAGAUGGAGCCUCAUGAGCGUUUAGUCCGGUUCAGCGUGGUUAUUUGCGUGUCCAUCGUCUAAAGUUGAAAUGAAGCAGAGAUGCGAAUAAUUUACUAUUUUGAUGAAAGUGGUUCUGACUGGAUUACACUGUUAAACCGACACCAGCGCAGGUUCUCAGUUAUUGGUGAUAAAAAAUAUCUCGAUAAAGUUAUUAAAAUGAAACGACACAAUUGUGACGUCUGAUCGCUGAUGUUGUUUUUGGAUUCUCGGUUUAUCUCCGUUUUUAAAAGCGUCUCAUCUUCUCUCACCUGGAUCACCAGCAGCUGCUUCUUCUUCUUCAGGAAUUAAAAAACUCCACCAUGCAUGAAAAUCAAUAAUCGAUUUUUCAGUAUUUGACGGUUAUUUCAGUUUUUUUUUCCACAAAUUGAUUCCCAGCGGUCGGAUAUCUCAGAGUAAACCCAAACCUGGAGAAGAUCAUCAGAUUCAUCUUUGAGUUUAUUCCUAAUAUUAAAUAUUUUCACCCACAUCUGUUUAUGUUGUUGGAUACGGGUUUGACUUUGAGGAAGGUCGUUAAAAGUUUUUUUUUUUAAAUAACAGGAUUUAAAGAUGUAGAAACGAGGAAACACACACACACACACACACACACACACACACACACACACACACUCAGAGGGAAACCUUUUGUCUUGUUAAUUUGCAGGAAUCUUAACUAUCAGGAACUUAUUAACCCCCCGCUGUUUUCUCCUGUUUGCACCCUUCCUCCUCCUCCUCUCCUCCUCCUCCUCCUCCUCUCUUCACUCUCGUUUCUUUCUUUCUUGAAUUCGUCUCUUUUGUUUCAAUGUUUAUUCCCCCCAUCGUCUCUGUUUCCUCCUCUAAGUUUAAUUUUGGUUUUUGUCUCUAACGUCUCUCCUUCUGUCUCUCUUCUUCAGUUCGUAUCAAACCCGGGUCCACGUCUCCGGUCGAGUAUCAGAGCGACAGCGAUGCAGAGAGCGGCACAGAGUCUGGGUCCGCCUCCCUCAGCGCCCAGAGCAUCGACGCCGGGUGAGUUUGACCACCGAGAGAAAAAAAAGCUCUAUGAUCAGAUCGAACAAGUUUUCUUCUUUUCUUCUUCUACUUCUCGGUCACCUUCACCCUCUUCUUCUUUUUCAUUUUCAUUUCUUCUUCUUCUUUGUCUUAUUCUCUUUUCUUUUUCUUAUUUUUCGUUUUUUCUUAUUAUUCUUCUUUCUUUUCUUUUUCUUAUUUUUUGUCUUCUUUCUUUUUUUCUUAUUUUUUACUUUUUCUGAUUUUACUUCUUCACCCUCUUCUUUAUUUUUUAUUUCUUUUUCUUUUCUUCUUUUUCUUCUUUGUUUCUUCUUCUAAUUCAUUUCUUCUUUUUAUUCUUUCUUUUCUUUUACUUAUUCUUUCUAUUCUUUUUCUUCUUCACUCUCUUUUUUUAUUUCCUUUUUUUCUUUUUCUUGUUCUUUUUUCUCCUUCUUUCUUUUCUUCUUUUUAUUUCUUCUUUCUUUUCUUUUUCUUAUUCUUUUUUUACUGUUUCUUCUUUUAUCUUUUCACCUUUUUUUUAUUUCUUUUUCUUUUCUUUUUUUAUCUUCUCCUUUUUCAUUUCUUCUUCUUAUUAAUCUUUUUUUUUCUUCUUUUUCUUCUUUCUUUUCUUCUUCUUCUUUGGCUGACCUCUUGUCCCGCCCACAACACUCUCUGAUUGGCUCCUGUGAUCCUGUGUACGAUCUCACAUUAUAUUGAUCUUAAUUUUGGUCAUCAGUCUGAAAAAGUACCAUAAAAACUAAUCCUUUCGGACCCUGGAUAUCCAGUAUCAGCUGACCCCAUUAAUAUGUUUUUAUUUGGUGGGCGGGGCUUAGCUGGAGGCAGAACAGUCCUCCAGAAGUGUUCGCCUGAACUAGCUCCAUGUCGACGUUUACAGAUUUAAUGUCACCGCGAGUUUUGACAUGUUCGACGGUUCGGAGGUGGAUGUGGUCUGAGUCAGAGAUGGUUUCAGUCUGACGUGUUUCAGGAGGGCGGGGAAACCACGGAGCACGCCGGCGUUUUAAGUCAAGUCCAUUAUAGGAGUGGGCAGAGCCAGCGAGGGGGGACACUAAUGCAUAGCAGGGUUUCUGGGAAAUGCGGUCUUUGGAUCACCUCCCUCCCCUGCAGCCUCUUGACUAAUUACAUUACUGCAGCGCUGCCUCGACUGGACACUUAUAUAACCUUAUAUAACCCAGAACAGAGCCUGAACGCACCGGAGACGCCCCAGCAGGAGACAGGAGCCUGUCUGAGUGUGUGUGUGUGUGUGUGUGAGUGUGUGUGUGUGUGUGUGUGUGUGUGUGUGUGUGUGUGUGUGUGUGUGUGUGUGUGUGUGUGUGUGAGGGGUCAGCUGACACGUCAAUAAGGAGCUAAUUUCAGCCUCUCAGGUGAAAAUGUGGACAUCUGACAUGUGUGGACUUGUGCAGAGUACAAGUCGUACAAGUCCAAGUUUACAUACAAAGUUAGGGUUGCUGUGACACUGGAGGCUCGUGUGUGUGUGUGUGUGUGUGUGUGUGUGUGUGUGAGUGUGAAUGUGAGUAAGUGUGUGUGUGUGUGUUUGUAAGAGAGCUGCUGCCACACCCAGUGGGCGAGGCCGCAUGGCUGCAACUGACAGUCAGGGUGUGGAUGAGAUGGUUAGCUUAGCGCUGUUAUCUGCAGUGUGUGUGUGCAUGUGUGUGUGUGUGUGAUAUAUACAUGUGUGUAUGUGUGCAUUUAAGCAUGUGUGACAUUCAAAGAGAAAUAGUGUCUAAUACGAGUGUGUGUUUUUGUGAUAUUUUGUGCAGAAGAGGUUUGAUUGUGAGCUUCUGUUCAGUAAGUGUGUGUACGCUCCUCAGUCUGUGUGUGUUUAUGUGUGUGUUGCUGGGCAGGGCUGUCCCAGGACUGGGGUGUAAACAUUGUUUCGUAAUGCAGUUUGCCGUCACACCUCCCUGUAAAAGAGCCAACAGAGCAGCAGAGGGGCUUUAAAUGUCCGUUCAAAGUCCGUUCAACCAGGAGAAAGUGGAAAAAAAAACAGGAAAAGUUCAGGAGAAAAAUGUGUGAAAAACUCAAACAUGAAAGUUUAAAGUUGAUUUAAGAGGCAGAUGAAUAAAAUGUGAUUAUUAACUUGUAUAUUCUGGUUAAAAAUGUUAAAUUAACAGAAUAAAGAGUGAAAAGAGUGAAAGAUUACAAAAAGGAACAACAGAGAGAGAAGUGGUGGAGUUGUGCAGCUGUGUUGAGAAUAUAGUUGCUCUCUGACGCCCCCGUGUGGCCGGGAUUUGACUUUCACAUGUAAAAGAAUGAACUGAUCUCCUCUCGUCCUCCUCACAGGUCGGUUAUGGACUUGGAGCCCGUCGAUCCGGACUCACCGGACAUCAAGAGGAGGCGGAUCCACAUGUGCGACUAUGAAGGCUGUAAAAAAGUUUACACCAAGAGCUCCCACCUCAAAGCCCACAGGAGGAUACACACAGGUGAGACGGACAACGAGGGCGGAAAAACUCCAGGAAACUUUCACAGGAAUAAAUCUGAAGUGUACAAAACUGAAGGUCGGCCCUCAACAGGAACUUAAAUAUAGUUGGUGAAAAUAUCUUGUAGCUUAAUCUUGACUAAAACAACCAGAUUUAAUUCAAGUCCACGCCUCCAUCACAAGACAUUUGAGCCCACCGACUAAAGAGAGUCAAGUGAGUUUUGAUAAUAUUAUGGGUAAAUAUAUUUGAUCUAUAAUAGUAUUAAUAUUUAACUAGAAAAAGUGCUAAAUGUUCGUUUUUUUCAUUUCAUUGACCAUUUAAGGGUCUAACUUAUUAAAAUAACUUUUUUUAUUUUUUACUGCUAAAUUGCCACAACAACUUCAUACAAUAGGACACAGCAGGUAACAAGUAGUGCAUUAAACCCACAGUAUCCUCUAAUUGCAGCGGUUUGCGAGGGAACAGUUCAUGUUCAGUGUGAAUUCAGUGAACGAAUCACUCACUGAGCCCAGUUUACUGAGCAGACCUGAUAAAUAUCAGACCAUAGAACACUUAAAACAUCAUGACUUAUAAACAAGUUCAUUUUUUCAAACCUGUUUUAGUAACACAGACAAACACUCUCGUCUCCUGGUCCCAGGAACUCUGAUCUGAACUGAAUCCUGAACCGUUCAGCUGUGAAUCAGUUCAGGAGGUCGGAGUCACAGGCUCCUCCCACCACUGCACUAAAUGAUUCGGUGAUUCGGUGAACGAAUCUUUUGAACAAAUCUUUUUAGUGAACUGAUUCUAGUGAUUCAGUACAUCUAAAAGAACAGCCGUGCCCAUCACUGCCUCCAUCUCUGUGUGAAGAUGGAGUGGAGAGUCUCUAAAUAUUGAUCGACAAAAACUCAUUUUAUUCCAAUAAUCAUCUUUGGCAAAAACACUAAGAGGUCAAAUAUUUUAAUUGUUUUCACGUAGUCGACAUUUCCUCCUAAAGUGUAUCCUUGCUUUCCUCUCUCCUAACUCUCAUCCUCGUCUCCUCCCUCCUCCAGGGGAGAAACCCUACCACUGUACCUGGGAGGGCUGCACUUGGCGCUUCGCCCGCUCCGACGAGCUGACCCGACACUUCCGUAAGCACACGGGGAUCAAACCUUUCCGCUGCACUGAGUGCGACCGCUCCUUCUCCCGGUCCGACCACCUCUCCCUGCACCGCCGCCGCCACGUCAUGAUGUGAACUGUGACCCCCCCACACCCAAACCUCCUACAACCCCGACCCCCCCCCCUUCACAGCACAUCUUGUACCAGAGACCCCCGUCCUGAAUCGACCUCUGCUCCAUGUCCGGAUUUAAAGCCUCGCCGUCUGCAGGUGAAAAAGACACGCUGCACCUCCUCCUCCUCCUCCGACGACUCCUCUUCGUUUGGAAAUAUCCGGAGUGUGUCUUUAAGUUUGUGUGAGCGAGAACAGUCGGGGGAUUUUUCUGUGUGUGUUUCAACACAUGAUCAUCAUCACCGUCCACCCAGCCUAUUACAAAGUCCUCUCUACAAUCCCCCAACUGGACCUCACCUAUCACACACGACUCCAGGACGAGGAGACGAGACGAGGAAAAGGAAGAGGAGUGGACGGAAGGAGGAGAGAUGUGUGUGUGUGAGUGUGUGUGAAAGUGUGUUUGUGUGUGUGUGUGUGAUCUGAACAUUUAAGACAUCUGAAAAGGAAACAUUAAGUCUGACGUCGCUUCAGCUGCUCGUUUCUGUUUGACAGUUUAAGAGUUAAAAAGUUUAAUCUUCAAAAAAAAAAAAGUUCCUUUCCUGGAAACAAAAAUUUUAAAAGAACAAUUUUAAGAAUUCAGGAUUUAUUAUUUUUAUUUAUUUCAAUAUCAUGCCUCCCUAUGAAAUUACAGAUCUUUACAAAGUUUCUUGAAUCAAAAUUUUCUUCGUACAGGAAUAACGUCUGAUGGCCUCAUUUUGUCGUAAACCAAACCCUUUGUCCAGAAGGGUUCAUAUAAAAUAUUGACUUAAGUUAAAAACACUCGCUCAGUUUGGAGUUUUUGCCGUUAGCUGACGGCCCGUAAAAUAAACCUUUAUUCUGCUCGUCGCUGUUUUUACAAACCUGUCCAACCUGAACCUGACGUCUCUUCAUCACGUCCACAGUAAGCAUGAACACAGGUUCUGAUAAAAGGUUCCUGAAGUUCUGAUCCAAAAACUUAGAAUCAAACCCGUAAAUUUAAAGAUUUCUAAAAACUAUAAAUCUAUUUGGACCGACAGUUUCCAGAGAACGCAACAACAUCUAGAAAAAAAAAACGUUUAGAUCUGAAAACAUCUCUUCGCAGGAUUUGGAUGUUAUUAAAGUUAGUGGUGAUGAACAGACUCUGUUCCCUCAGCAGCUGCAGCGACGUCAGACUGAUAUUUCCUUUUCCUGUCAGAGGCUUUGAUCAAAAACUCGAUUUCUCUCGUCCUCCUGCGGCCCCUCACAGACCCCCUCUCUCCCUCCUCCUGGUACACGGAGCUACAAGACUGUGAACUUUCUACAGAUUCGUUUGUUUUCAGUGUAUCAAUCACGUUCUUGUCCCCCUCUCCUCCUGCACACACCUCCUCUCCCGAUUCUUCUUUAAUAACAGUAUUUGCUUUUAAUGCGUUCAUGUUGUUGUCGUUGUUGAUGUUGUUUUACAAAGUAAGGCCUUUGGCGCUCUUAACAGAACGGCGUUGUUGUUUUUUUGUUCAUUUGCUUUCGUUGUGUUUUAAGGCUGUGAAUAAGACGGAGGACACACACACACACGUGGUUUUGAGAUUAGGAGUCGAACUCUCUCUCUCGCAGGGACAAGGGGAGCUUUUACGAGUGUUUUUUUGAGUGUGUUGUUCGUGUGAGUGUAUGUGGGUGAGUGUGCAUGUUUUGAAACAAACGCAUAAUCAGAAUUUCAGAUUUUUACGAGUGUGUGUUCCGGGCACUUGUUGUUCUUUUACCUCUUGCCCGUUGAGCCUUAAUAACUGAAGUCAAUCUGUAAAGGGCGAAACCAGAAUCACCGACAGACGAUGUUCGGUCACGGAUCCAAUCUGGCUCUGGAUUUAAUCAAUCCAUCAAGUAUUCAGAGUUUUUUUUAAAGUGACCCACCUGAGCAGGUCGAAAGCUGAUUGGACGAUUGAUGAAGAAAACCAGAUUAUCAGAUAUUGAUCCUAAUUGUCUGAAGUUUCAGCAGCUUCACGCUCGUUUGUUUACACCACAGUUUUUACUUUCAGAGAGUGAAGCACGAACACCUCCUUACGCUGGUGUAAAAUCUGCAUCCGUCUGCUGAAAUAAGAGCCAAGAUGGCUGCAGCUGGAGGCCGCGGUGACCGGACCGUCUGUCUGUGAUUCUGGGAGAAAACCAGGCACUGUGUCGGGCUGUCAGGGUCCCGAAGCGCCUGUAGUAAAAACACGGGGAAACUAAGCGCUCUCCUCACUAGCAUUUCUGCCGGAGCAGGGGGUCAAUUCUCCAACUGAGACCAUCUUCUGUUCCUCACUAUUAAAACCCCAGAGUGAAAAUUAAAACUACAUCUUAUUUUGACUUUAAAGGAGACCUAUGAGACUGUGGACCUGUCAUUAGACCGGUCUGAGACACCUGGAGAGUCACAGCUCAAAAAAACUUCAGGGUGUUUCUUUUUACACAGUUUUAAUACAAAUCUGUAAAAACUAACACGACUGAGGAUGGCUAUUAGCACCCACAUUAGCCCCCUAAUGUUAAUGUCGCUACCUGAUCCGUCCUGGAAACCGAUUUGUACUGUGCAUGUGUGAAACGUACGUCACUUCCUCUACUAGCCGUCUUUGCGACAGCUUCGACAUCAGCGAGCUCGCUUCAGUCAGAGGAUGCUCCAGUUCAUCACAACCACACGCUUUUCUUUUCUCCUGAACAGAGUUCUUCCCCCGACUGAAGCAGAGCGCCUGAAAGUCAAGAGAAUGUCGCCCAGUUUUACCAUUAAAGGUUCCUGCUCCAGUUAAAUUGUAAAAUUCUAACGUAGUUCUAAAAAGCUUGAAUGAAUUUAAAUAUUUCAGUGUUGAAACAGAAACGCUGUAUAAAAACGCUGAAAUUCAUCGUCCAUAAUGUGUCGGCUUCUUGUUAAUAGAUUAAAUUUAUAAAAUAAAUGAAAUAAAUCCCCCAUUAAUUCUUAGAAAAGUCAGAGAACUAUAAUUUUGACCUGGUGGUGGCGCUCUCUGUGGCCCAAAAGGUCUCAGCGUUCUGGGCAGGAGCUCCGGCGAACGCCUCGGUAUUAACUCUGGACCUUAACCUCCUCCUAGCUAGCCUGUCACAUCGCCGGCUUGUUUCUGAAUCGAUCGGUAGUUUAAAUAAAGUUUUUAAGGUGAAGUAAAUUUGCACUUGCGCAAAAAAAACCCAUCCCAGCAUCAUUUGUUGUCACAAUAACAACAAAUGAGAAACAAACAGAAUUAUUAACUUGACCAAAAAAAGGAUUAGGCGGAAGCACAAUGCUUAUAGUUGCCUAUCCUUUACAAUCCUUAUAACAUCAUUUUAAUAUUUAAAACAGUUGAUAAUGUUGAAAUAAGAUAAAAAAAGAAAGACACUUUAAUAUUAAAAAGAAAACAUUAAAAUAAUAUCGAAGGCGAAGGCAGGGGACAUCCUGGACAAGACGCUAGUUCAUCUCAGGGCUGACGUACAGAGACGAACAACCAUCCACGCUCACAUUCACACCUACGGGCGAUUUGAAAGUGGCCAUUUAACCUAACCGCACUUAGACAUGUUUCUGGGAUGUGGGAGGAAACCGGAGUACCCGCCGCCGCCGCCGUGUAGGUCAUGACUCACUGCUGUAAAAUACACUGAAAUGCCAAGAGAGGAAGUGACGUACUUUUCGCAAAUGCACAGUACAAAUCGGGUUUCCGGGACGGAUCGGGUAGCGACAGUUAAGUUAGCUUUUGUGACACCAUCCUCUGUUCUAAUGUUACUUACAGGUCGAGGUUUUGACCCCCAAACUUUCCAAAGUCUGAUUUUUAAAAAUAAACAAACCAAAAGCAGAACCUGACAUCAGGUUCAGACCAAGUCUCUCGUAAACAGGUGAUGAAAUUAUCUCCUGUUGUGAAGCUUUGCCGAGGUUUAGCACGGACCUCCGACGCCGUAACAUGACUUGCAUGUAUCAUAACGCCGAUCAGCGAAGUGGGUCUCCUUUAAGUCGUACUGAACAAAUCUAAUCUGCACACGUAGAUCCAGUUGGAGCAGAAUUGAACCCCUGACCCUGCCCUUUGACCCAUGGCGUCCAUGUCUUAAGUGGGCUGUUUUUCAGCCCCUGUUCUGGACUGAACUUUAUUAUGCAACAUAAAACGCAGACCUCGCUCCGAGCGCUGUUCUGGACUGUGUAGUAGAGCACUAGCUGAUAGUUUGUCGUAUAACAAGAACCUUUAAAAGGGAGGUCAGGACGCGUCGGAGUCUGUUGGAAAAAAGUCGCCGAUCAUGUGAUCAACGCAGCACGCUCCACCGUCCUAAUGCGACCCUUCACAAACAGAAAGCAGCACACGUUCGCUUUUCCGUUCAGCCGCUGUUGCUGUUGUCAUUUCAAACGCUAGUAAGCGAGAGCAAAACGUCGAAGACCUGAAUUUUCACGAAACAGGACGAACACUGAGGUGGACGCGCAGGCUUCCAGUGAACAGAGCGGAGUGUUUGAUCCGCACGACGCGAAAAGAAAUAUCCGUCUGAACGAGUGAACGUCGCAUUUCCAAUAAUCUUGUUUAGCGAAAUCAAAGUCAGAUGUUUAGUUUGACGUUUUCGGCUAAAAUCAAGAAUCUAAACUCGAUUCGUUGAUUUGUUCGGACAGAUUUUUCUCCUUUUUCGGCGCGCAGAUCGACCCAAUGUUCCCAUUUCUCCUAACACCCCCGUCUGCUUCAACUAAAAAAAAAAACAUCGUUACUAAGCACAUCUUUCUAGAAAAGUAUAUGCAUUUGAUUGCAAUUUUCUUUCUUUUGUAAACUGUUGAUAAAGACAUUAAGGAAAAUGACAAAUAAUUAAGAUAAAUCCAUGUACAUAAAUGUAUAUAAUCAAAAAGUGCAGAGUAAAUGUAACGGGUGAAUUUCUAUUUUUAACACUGACUAGAAAAUGUGAAAAAAUCUGUUUUUUCUUCUUCUUCUGUUGGUUUGAUGACAUGUGUUUCAUCAUGUGUUGUUUUCGUUUUUUUUUUUUAAAUUUCAGAUCUAAUACAUUUGUUUCGUAGUUUCUAAAACAAAAAAAGUUGGUCCCACUUGUGUUGUGCACACUUGUUGCAUGGAGCGUAGCCUUCUUGUUUUCUUAUAGUGACGUUGGUGAGCAUGUCAUGUCCAUGUGUGAGACUGUGGGUGUCCCUUUACGACGACGACCCCAGAAAAUAACAAAAAAAACCCACGUUGAGAAUUAGUGAUUAGGAAUCCAUAUCACCAAAAAAAAAGAUCCAACAGUGAGUGAAAUGUGACAUGGAGCUGGUUCGAGUCAGGAGACAGUUUAAUCUUUCAGUUUCAGCUGUGUUGAGAACAUUUCAGGUCAGACGGGGCUAAAAGUUUAGAAAAGUUUUUGAAUAUUUUUGGAUGUUCGGGGCGGUUUUAUACUCUUCAGACUCACAUCAGGCCAGUUAUGAUCAAAAAUAGCGUAACUUUUGCUUGUUGCAGUGAAUCGCUUAAGUAAUCGCUUAAGAUUAUCGCACAGCAGCAGGGGCGUGUCCGGACUUUCCGACAAGAGUGGCCCAGCUCAGGCACCGCUCUGCAAAAACUCAAAAAUCAGCACAUUUUUGGUUUUAUUUUCAAGUCUUAUUAGAAUAAUUUACACCAGCAAGCACAGAGAAAUGUCUCAUUUCAAGAUAUUACACCAAAAAUAAGAUUGUUGAAUCAUGGCGUUUUCUUAUUCCAAGAUACUUGAAAAGUUUUUUCUUUAUUUUUUCAAUUAUUUCAUAUAUUUUGCAUAUAAUAUUGUAAAAUCAGACAUUUUUGUUGGACAAUUUAAGCCUUUAAAAAGACCCAAAAAAGUGGAAGAAGUGGCACAUUGCAAAAACUAAUUAUGUCUUUUUGUUGAUAUGAGCUAUAUUCACAUAAAGAAUUCAGGUAAAUGUGUUAUUUUGAGAUAUUACAAGCCUGAAAGAGGACCUGGAUUUGUUUUUAUGGUUAAAAAUAUAUUUUUGAGAUGAGAGAAAGUUACUCAUCAAGUUUCUACACAUAGGAAUGAUGGUUGAACCCAGGGUGGCCAAUCCUACGGGGGCACAUGCCACCCCGACUCACCCUACUGGACACGCUCCUGCAUAGUUGAAGGCCUAAAGGUGAUUUUUUUUCGAAUGCUAAUAAAUUAACUUACUUGACGACUAAAACCCAUUAUUACGCACCGUCUGGUGAGACAAUGGCUGAAAUAGUAAAUCCACUGCUGCAGCACAUACCUGUUUAUCUCAGACUCUGAAGCAGAAACCAUAUUUCAGGUAUUUUGAAGUUUAUUUUGCAUGAUAUAUUUUUGGUGUUCUUGGACAGUUAUAAUUUGAAAUGACAGUUUUGGCUUUUCUCAUUUCAAGGUUCAAAAAUGCAAUUUUAAGCUCGUUUUUUUUUAGUUUAAUAUCUGUGGAUAACCCAUCGUAUUCAGGCGUUUGUUUUUGUGAAGACUUAUCUGAUAUCAAACGACAGUCAAGACUCUUUAGACUGCAUCAGAAAGCUCAGAGAGAAGCUACAUCUAUAGAAACCCUCCUCUGAAUGUCUUUAAUCAAACAGAUAAGAUGACCACGUCUGUGAGUUUAUCCCUUUGAGCCGCUCUGAGGUCCAUUAUAGCAGCAGAGCCCAUCAUUAAAACACAUUGAACCUCGAUCUCAGAGCCUGAUGACGAUGACUCAGAUGAAGUCUCACCGCUGGUGUUGGAGUUCCUCUGCAGGGAGACCGAUGCAUGUGUUUGUGUUUUUUCCUGCCUCCUGUUGGUUUUUGCAGUCUGUGCGGCUUGUUUUCCUUCGGUAUUCUUCUAGAUCUUCUGUUCUUGGCGAAAGCAGGAAUGUUCAUGUGUGAACGGGCAGUGAAACUUGUCGAGUUUGAUCCCCUGUGAGAUCUUUUUGGGGUAGAGUUCGUGUCUGAAGGGGGCGACACUGAGCGUGCCCGUCUGUGCCUCGACUCACCGCCGCUCACUUCCUCUGAAAACCACAAAGUUUAGGUAUUUUCUAUUGAAUGCAGUAACUUAUGGGCCAGUACUAUAUUUACUCAGUGCAAUGCAGUUAUCAUUAUAAUAAUACAAUUAUUAAUAAUAUUUUGUUUCUUUUUUUGUAUUUGUACAGAACAAAUGUGUAAAGAUCAGUGAGGAAACCGUGAGCUUUUUGAUACUGUGACCCAUGGUGUUUAAAAGUCAGUUUCUCCCUGUACAGUUGUGAUUAUUUCCCCGUUCCUCCCUUCUUCUUUUGUAGAAUAAAAAUGUUUUUGGUGCAAUUUAAUCCCUGA
This is a messenger RNA of Xyrichtys novacula (pearly razorfish), 66152 nucleotides long. The record is from the annotation of a GenBank genome assembly. Lineage: Eukaryota; Metazoa; Chordata; Actinopteri; Labriformes; Labridae.